CAAGAAACGUGUGCCAGUAUUUUCAAACUGCUGUUCAAAAACAUUCACUUCCCAUAUAUAGGAGAAGCUGGCUGUCGGACAAAUCAAACUAGUCAGUGACACUGCUAUAGGCGGGUUCAGUCUAAAACAUACAAGAGUAAAGUUACUCAGCUACCAACAGCUGCAGGAGUUUGUACGACUGCAUUCAGGACAGAACACCAGCUGUCAAUACAGCACAAUAAACUCAUACAAGAGUCCUUUAACACUGAAUACAACUCAAGAGAACGAAAACAACAUGAAUGGAUCAGUAGAUGGUUUAAUUGACCAGUCUGAAGAUGAUGUGACUUUUAUGUUCACUUCAGAGUCUGUGGGAGAAGGCCACCCCGGUAAGUAGGUUUAAACGGUAUACAUCAGAGUUAUUCACUAAAAUAUAAAUUGCUGAGAAUUUAGUAAACUGAAAGUGAUUUCCAAAUUUUAGGCCAAAACGUUGAUUUGAAAACAUAGUUGCCUUGGGGAAUUUUUCAAAUUUGGCAAUUUUGACCUAAAAUCUAAAAUGUACUUUUAUUGUAUGUUAAUUCACACUUUUCAUACUUCACACACUAUCCCAAUUGUAGUUUAGGAAAAUUAUGAUCAGUAACAAUGGUGGCAAUAUUUCAUGAUUACAUUAACGUUAACAUUGAUUCCUCUAGAUUCCUUUUAGUUUGUUUAUUUUAAGUAUUACAUGUCUAUGCCUUUUACUGAGAAUUUGCAGAUUUAGACCAGUUUGAAAAUAUUUUCCCAGACAUAUACAGUAUUCUGUUUUCACUAACUGUUCAGAUAGUUCACAGGGGUCCAUUUUUAUUUAUAUUAGGAAUAUUAGUACAAAUAUUCCACUUGUCCACAUGCUCAAAUAAGCAUUAUAUCUGUGUAAGUACUGCUAAUUCACUAGAAACACUGUGUGGACUGGCUUUAUGCUUAAUAAUGUGUUAUACAAACUUUUAUGAAUACAGGCAAGCAUUCCUUUUAGCAGAUGAACCAUGAAAUGGAUAUCCAAAUUAAAUAUAGGAACAGAAAUGAACAUAUGUAAUAUGAAAUAUUGUUCCAGAUAAGUCUACUUAGUAAAUAGCUGUUUAACAUUGUGACUGUAUUUGUAUGUGGAAUUGUGUCAUUGCAGUAGAAUAACUAUAUUUAUACUUUACUUUCACAAAAAGUAUUGGAACAUAUGAAACCAUGCAAUAUUAAAGGACAGCUGUCAUCAAAUAUCCACUUCUCGACUUUUAAAAAACUUUAUUAUAUUAAGUGAAAACUAAUGUGUUUUCUUUUUCAAAUGGUGUGUUUUGUUUUGUUUAUUUUCUUUUGAGGAAAUGUCACUGUUACAUCUUGCUGAGCAGCCAUGUUGAGUCAGACUCUACUUUCUGACAGGUUUCUCACAGAGCAACCGCAACAGCAGGCAGGUCAGGUUGAGCAGCAGCUGGAUAACAAACAAGAUGAAAGUUUCUCAAAUAAAAAUUAAUAGGCAUGAUUAAAAACAAUAAAUAAAUCAUUAUUUCAUUAAAUGUAAUAAAUGUUCAAAAAAAACAAGAAGUGAAAAUUUGGUGACAGUUGUCCCAUAAAUAAUGAGUUAAAGUGUAAUAAAUUAUAAUGAGAGCCUUGAUGUGUCAUGCUAUUUUGUCAUCUGUCAUUACAGAAACCGUAGUGAUCACAUAUAUUUAAAGGAACAUACAAAGCACCAUAACCACUACAGCUUACUGUAGCAGUUAUAGUGCCAGGGGUACAUUCAAACUGAUUUUAAAUAGUUUGGCAUCUCACCUGGGUUCAGCCAGGUGAUCUUUCAUUCCACGACUACCAUCUCUGAACAUCUCGGAACUGCGUGCUCUACUUACAUAGCUUACCUACAUGGCUUACAUCAGGAGGUCUAAAAGAAGUUCCUGCUUAGAAACACGUGGCUCUCUGGAGAUGGUAGUGGAUGGUAGUGGAUGUGGGGAGUAGUACCAGGUAAGAAGUCAAACUGGGGGCGGGGGACACUCCUGGCACCCUAACCAAUACAUCAUGCUGCAAUUUUUCACGAUGCUUUGAGUGUUUCUAUAAUACAGUCAUCAGGGUUGAUUCUAUAAAUCAUACAAUGAGCUCACAACAAUUUGUGAUAACUCUACAGUGCCCUCUGUUGCGGAAACUGAAAAAUGCAUUUAUUUGUAUAAUUGCAAUAUGUAAUUAGGCUGGGAGGCUUGAGAGCCACAAGUUAAGGCAAUAGUUGAAAGCAGGACAGGCAUUGAUACCUGCCUGGGAGACGGAGAAUGAGCAGAGGAGUCAACACCUGCCUUGGAGAAGCAGGAUAUGCAGUUGGGUCGAUACAUGACUGGGAGGACAAGCUGGGAUAGAUGUAGCUGCUGCCUUGAUCCCUGAUCUUAGUAACUGUCUUCACUGGAAGACCUUCAUCCCCGGUGGCUUUUCGUCACAUCUGGUGGCAAGCGGUAGGGUCCCUGCUCUACCUCAUUCAAAGUACAGAACAGUAGGUCAGGCAGCGGCCCCAACAAAAAUGAAUCCAUCAAAAACCCUUAGAAGAAAACAAAAUGUAUUUUACUAAUAAAAGACUGUGCUUAGGCUUCACUAUUACCUAUCCAUGUCUCUUGUCUUCCAUAUUAUCUAUGUUCAAGUCGUACUGAGGACAGUACAUCCUAUCAAGCACUGACUUUCAUCUUUGGAUAAUAAGAACUUACAAUGUGAGACUGCUUUGCACUAGGCCUAUCCUUGCUUUUGUGCUAGAUACAGUUGUAUCACUAGAUGUUUUACUUGUGGCACAGCCCUUUCCUUUUCUCUUGUCUACCUCAUUCAGUGCUAAUGCCAGUGGACUAUGAACUGCUGUCACUUCCCACUCUUUGUAAACUAGUAACUGACCAAGAAGGCCAUCCAGGCCAGCUUCAAAAAGCAGCAUUAAUCCAGACCUUGCAGAACAUGGAUGAAGACAAGUCAGCAUUGCUCCUUUCACUACCCUGCUGAUGGAGUUUAUGGGCCUGUAUGAUAAGCCUGUCACCCUGCAGGAAAGGUUUACUUUGCAAGAUAAAAUUUGCCUGGAAGUUCGAGACGAGCAAACAGCAUACCCAAGGGGAGUUUGACUCCCACGGAUUACAAAUUGAUUUAAUGGUGACUCGACACUCUUUCUGACUCUUUGAUGAAACUAAUGAGGACAUUGACAGCUUUCUGCAGGAUUUCAAAAACAGUGCCAGGACUACUGAAUCAGAGAGACUUAUUGGAUUCCCCUGCUACAAGGUAACUUUACAGGUAACAUGAGAGCUACGUUCGGGACUCUACAAGAUGAGGAGUCCACCCUAAUUCAAUCAUAAAAAGGGCCCUUUUAGACAGAUAUGCCUUAAAUGCCAAUAGAUAUCUGAGGCAAUUCCGAAAUGAUAGACUGAGGAAAUCAGAGACCCACAGCGAAUAGGCCAGCCGUAUAAACAGGUCCUGUGAGCAAUGGCUUCUGUGAGAUAUCCUGGGCUUUGAUGCACUAAAACAGCUGAUGUUAACGGAGCAAUUCUUUUGGCAUUAGCAUGAGGACAUUUAGAACUGGUUAAAGGGUAACAAAUAUGUGGUUGACAGAGGUACUCAUAUAUGGGUUCUCCAAUAUAACCCAGUGAUGACCCCACUGAAAGGAUGGUCUUGGACCAAGGUGCCAGCUACUACCCCAAAGGUGACUCCAGGAGGCAAUUCCCACAUACUAAGACCAGUGGACCCUGACCACCCAAUGACAUGGGUUUAAAGAUUUUGGUCACAUACGUCCCACUGCACCUGGUCUUGGGCCUGAGUGCCAGAUGCUCCCGGACCAACAAACAGGUUAGUCAACCUUGGGCAAGAGUGCCCGCUGCUAAGCACAGAAUGUUGAUGCAGCACCCCAAGCAGCACUGGGAGAGUAUACCAUCUGUUACUUUAAGAGUGGGACCAGGAGGCAAUUCCUAUGUAUCUUGGCCAAUGAACCCUGAUAUACAGUGCUACAGAUAUAAGGGUUUUGGGCAUGUGAAGUCCCAGUGCACCUGGUCAACUUUAAUGGGACUUAUACAAGAGAACCCAAGCAAACCCCACUCAGGAGCAGAACCAACCCAGCCAGUGUAUGAGGCAAGCCAGGAAUGAGUUUCUAUUUCCAAGCAAUUAUUACAUUGUGUUUACUUAUUUUCAGAGGGACAAGAUUUAGUGAAAAUAAAGGAAUAGCUAAACAUAUUAAAAAGUGACAUUUCCUGUUUAAAGGGGACACUAUAGGCGCUAUACCGAUUUCGUCUAAUUGAUUUGGUUACAGUGCGUUGACAUCUGGAGCUGUUCAUUCAAUCAAAGUUAAACCAUUUUUGAGCAGUUUAGCACUAAAUGAAGGUCCCUGACCACUUAUUGCUCUAUCUCUACUGGAGAUAUAGCUAACACAGAGUUUAUACAUUUCCUUCUAGGCAUACAUAUUCAUAACUAAAAUGUCACAUACGUGGUCAGCUGACAUUUUCAGCCAAUCACAUCUGCCUAUUGCUGCUUAGGAUUAUGCUUCCUCAUAAAGCCAAAAGGUACAGAGGGGAAGUGUUACUGAUUCUAUAACCACUUAAAGGAAGAUGCUGAUGCAGUGUCUAUAGUGCCCAUUUAAUUCAUUUUAUAAUGCAUGAACACAUGUAUACUUUAGAAUUUUUUAGAGAAAUAACUUGAGAAGGUGGGACAGUUCUGUUUGAACUCUUUUCAUGAGGACAUCCAGCGUCUUCUUAAACCCCAUAGGAAAGCAUUGGGACAAUGCUUUCCUAUGGGGAAGGCCUAAUAUGGGUGUGGUGCUCGACGUGCCUGCAUAUUAGGUCACCCUAUUGGCUGACAUCGAUGGAGGUGGACUCAGACUCAGCUCCAAGGGACUUUGGUGCUGGAAUCAUGUGUAAAAAAGGUUGUAGGGGGAUGCAAAAUUACCCUUUAGUGUUAGGAAUACAUUAUUAUUAUUAUUCUAUUGUUUAUAUAGCACCAUCCGAUUCCGUAGCGCUGUACAAUGGGUAGACUAACAGUAACCAGACAACUGGACGUGCAGGAACAGAGGGGUGGAGGGCCCUGCUCAAUGAGCUGACAUUCUAGACGGAGUGGGGUUUAGUGACACAAGUGCAAUAUAACAGUAAUAUAGCAGUAGGGAGGAAGAUGGCAAUUACUGCUAUAUUGCCCAUGGGUUGGUGAGCAGACAGUAGACAUUUAUUUUUUGCUGUUUAGCUUUUUUUAAUUCUACAAUAAAGUAUUUUUUUUACCUGUUACCCGGGUCACCAGAGCAUAUAUUGGAUCUCACGUACUCUAGGGACUGAUCCUCCCUGAGUGCCAUAGCUUUGAGUGGGGCUUACACCACUCCUAAUUUGUGAGUUUUAUCCUACUAGGGUUUUUUUAGCUGUUUAUGCAUUUUAAAUUACUUUAUUGCACUAGGAGUGCUUCUCGUUUUUAAUCUCCUUUUUACAGAUACCUACAGUGCAUAUUGCCCAGUGCAUAUUGUACAGAGUAUAAGUAUAUGCAUGUGUGUGGUUGGUAUAGGUGGUUGUCAUAUGGGAUAACACCCACUCCACUUAUGUAAGCACUUUAAGAUAUCAAUUAACACUUAAGGUUUUAUAAAUAUAUUUUGCGCACCAGCACUUUACACUUUUAUCUGCAUAGAAAUGAUAACAGAAGCCAAAGGAGCUGAUUGAAACUUUUAGUGAGAGGAAGAGCAAGAGAGGGAGACAAGGUGCGGAUGAAAUACGAGGGAAUAGGAUCGAGGGAACAGGUGGUGGAGUGUGAGGACUGGGGUAGAGCAUAAACCUCUUCUGCCAUAGCAGGUGCGAAUGAGUGUAGAAUGGUGGAGGGAGUGGGGUUGGGUGAUGUAUUGGUAGGGGAAGGAGAGAAAUUAGAGAUCUCUUCUCUGAUUGUAGAGAUCUUCUAAGUGAAGUGAGAUGCAAAGUUUGUGGCGGACAAGGUGGUAGAAGGAGGGGGAGUAAAAGUGCGAAGAAGAGCAUAAAAAGUGUGAUCUUCCUAUUCCUAACACUAUAUUUUCCAUUUAAGGAAAAGGUAUAGUGCACAAUAAGAUUUUGCCUAAUUUGUUUGAGAUUUAUAUUUCUAACGUAACUAUUUUAGUCUGUUAUCACAGACACUGUGAAUAAGUGGAGUUUAGCCAUCCUCCAAAUUGUUCAUGCUUGGAAGGUUCAGUGGUCAUGUCAAGCUGUGUAGGAUUCUGUGGGUCUCAAAAAUAUCAUGGUCUUUAAAAACUUACUGUGAAUACCAACAUCUGUUUACAGAUUAAAAAAACAAAAAAAAAAACAAGUUAACCCACACACUGGCCUUGGUUAGUAUAUGCAUAGACUUAUCAACUGUGAGUGAAUUAUCUAAAUUCUAAAUCACAAUGCAAACAGAGGGUAGAAAGUACAUGCAAAAGUGAAGGGCACACUACCUGAUUAGGUUAACUUUAAAAAAAAAACUUUUUUGCAAAAUGUGUAACUGAGAACCAAAGCAGGUGAUAAUAGCCUUAUACCUUUUAACAAAUUCAAUAUCAAACCAUACUUUUUGAGACUGAGAAAUUAAUAAGAAAAUAUUAGAUCAUUUUAUUUGGUAAAUCGAUUAAUACUGAACAUGAUAAAUAACUAAUACAUCUAGAAGUCUUUUUUCAUUUUAUUUUUUUUGGUUCUUGAUGGACCCACUGCUGAAUAUCUUAAGUUUCCUCAUGAAUAUCUAAAAUCCAUGCCCUCCACAGCUUAGCUACACUACAGCCUAAACUACUGCUGUAGUGGUUAUGUUGCAACAUCUGGAGUGGCAAUGGUUACCCACCCCUGGCUUAGAGCAUAUCUUCUAGAUGUGCCUGAGUCAGCAUGGACUGUCCCGAUUAAUCGAGACACCAGGGAACUUUACUCAGCAAUUGCAAUGCAAGCAAUUCAUUAGACACAGUCAUGCUGUGCUAAGGUUCCCUGAGUGAGGCCUUUGAGGGAGAGAGUAAGCAUGGCAUGUCCAUUUGCAAUGUUGUCCCUUAGUGGUUUGACAGUAAAACAGGGAAUAGUACCAGUACACUCUAAUGUAACUACUAACAUGUAUAGCUUGGAGGAAAGACGAGACAGGGGAUAUGAUAGAAACAUUUAAAUACAUAAAGGGAAUCAACACAGUAAAGGAGGAGACUAUUUAAAAGAAGAAAAACUACCACAACAAGAGGACAUAGUAUUAAAUUAGAGAGGCAAAGGUUUAAAAAUAGUAUCAUGAAGUAUUACUUUACUGAGAGGGUAAUAGAUGCUUCCAGCUGAAGUGUUAGAGGUUAACACAGUAAAGGAGUUUAAGCAGGCGUGGGCUAGGCAUAAGACUAUCCUAGACUUAAGAUAAGGCCAGGGACAAAUGAAAGUAUUUAGAAAAUUGGGCAGACUAGAGGUGACAAAUGGUUCUUAUCUGCCGUCACAUUCUAUGUUUCUAUGUUACUAGAAUGAGCUGCAGCUUACAUUGGCUUUUAAACACCCAUAUAUGUUUAAGUCAGACUUUAUUUGGUUUGCUACCUCUCUGCAACAGGUCGAGGCAGACACAGUUGUUAAUAGAGAUUUCAUUUUUAAAAGCAUAUUUUUAAAAAUACUGUAGUGAAGCUAGGUUAUGUCAUAGUACACCCUCACCCGAUUUUCCCACACUAGCUGAGUUUGUUUAAAAUAUGUCCACAGCCAUCAGCUGACAGGUCACUGAAUAAGGCCUUGACUGGAGCAAUGUGAGUAACCUUAUGUAUGGGAUUUGUGAAUAGCUGGCACUAGCAGCCUCCAUGUAAUAAAAGAAGAGUUUAUAAAUACACUGGACUCUCUAGUGACUUGGAAGCAACAUCAACAGGUCAUGUUGCAAGAAAUGUUCCACGAGUAAUACUAGAGAGAGAGAAAGAGAGCUUUUUUACUCCAUUUUGAGUUAUGACAAGGGAUGAUAUAACAUCAUCAUUCUUUAUAUUUAUAAAGUAGCAAUAUGUAUCAUGUAGAGCAAUGGAAAUAAUAUUGUUAUGUGACAAAAAUGAAUAACAGCUAAUAUAAGCAAGUUCUAUAACAUAUGAUCUACUGAAUAUGUUAGUAGAAUAUUGUAGACUAAUUGAUUUCAAUUUUAAAAACGGCUUUUGAUACCUUGGGAUACUAAAGGAACAUACAAGUAGUGUUGCUAUUGUAAAGCUUAUUUUUAAUUAUACAUGGAAUAAAACUGGUUGUAUUACUUAUCAUCUGAUUCCUGAUCCUUCUGGAUGCAUUCUUGUUCCAGCAAUGGUCUCACUACGUUUUCCUGCUAUCCCAAUGGUGGAUGAAAUGCCUUUAUAGUUCAGAGCCAUUGUUAAUGAGGGCUGUGCCUACAGUGUAUAAUAAACAACAAUAAAAAGUUCAGAUAAAAGAAGUCUAAUAAUCAGAGGGUCAAAGCAGAACAAUCUUGUCUAGAAGGUAUUCAAAGUUCUGUGAUGAAAUCCAUAUAUAAUAUAAAAAGACAAAAGCGACAGAAACUCCAAUAGUGCAAUAUGUCAAUACGUACAGAGUGGAGGUAAUAAAAAUAGCGAUGAGGUACUCACGUUUGAUGGAACUAUAGCCAGCUCCAGCGUAUAUAGCGUGCAGUGGUAUAUUCCCCACUUACCGGAUAUAGUGUGGGUGUUCUCCGUAAAGGAAAUACUGGGAACCCAAAAGUAAAGAUAAAAUACAACAGAUAGUCCUCGCUGUAUUAUAGAAAAAACUUCUAAAAGUAGCAUAAAAAGAGAUAUAUUCGGUAGAGCAGACCAACUGAUCAUCACUGGAAUGGUCCCCACCUAGGAUUUCUUUGCAGUUAAAAGGAGCGAUGAUAAGAAAAUAUAAAAAUAUAAAAUGCCAGGUAGCUCUUAAAGAUAGUUGGUAUAAGACACAAAGUGGAGUUUUACCAAAAAAUCCUCUAAUUAAAUAAAAGCAGAGUAAUUACAUCUAUAAAGGCUUUUUCACCAUAAGGCUUUAUCAAAUGGAAGAGAAGCCGUACCCAUUUCUUCAUUUUAUGUUGACAUUUUUGUCUGAUAUUUUAUUUACCCAGUCCUCCAAUUCUCUCUCUUUGGAAUCAGAGGAUUACUUCCCGAAUGCCCCCCACACAUACCCUGUAAAAAGUCACCACAGAGAAAGUAUUUUGUUGGCAAUAUGAAAGGAGUUCAAAAGGACUCUAAUUAUAGCCCUGUAGUUAAGGAGCCUAAAAAGAGCAAUUACUGCCCUUCCUGCCCAACUUUUAAAUCACUCUGUAUAAGACUUUGUCAGUUUGUUUGAUUACUCUGGAUUUCUGGCUUGUCCUGAUUACUCAUUAUUAGCUGCCUGUGCCGACUUAUUAGAUUUUUAUACCAACUACUCUGACUUCUGGAUACCCCUGACUUUGGCCUGUCCCUGUUUACAUUAAGCCCAGUCAUUAUAAAGUGGCUACAUCAAACAACUGAAAAUGCUACAUUUAGAAAACUUGUUAAAAUGGGAUGCCAUCAUGGGGCAAUUUUCUUUCUUAGAAUGCCAUGUUCUCUCAAAGCUGACAUAGGCCCAUAACAUCACUUUGUCAAUUUUACAAGUCACAAAAGGUAUUUUUCCAUGUAUUUCCAUAUAUUCCAUGUAUUUUACAUGUAUUUAAAUGUAUUUUUCCAUGUAAUUUAUCAUAAACCCUGAAAAAAAACCAUACAUGGGGGCACUGUUAUAUUCAUGAAACAAUGUUAAAUACAGAUAUUAACACAAAUUAGAAUUAUAACAUUUGCUGUGAAAAUGGAAUGUGUGUGAAAAAAACAAAAGAAAAUAUGACCACUACAUGGGACCAGCAUAUGUGAUAAAGUGGCUAGAUUAAAGUGCUCAAAUUAUGCCAUUUGGUAAGUUUCCUGGGCUGCCAUACUGUCUCAAAGGCAACAUAGGCACAAGUAAAUUUGUCAAAUUUACAAUUGAAAAGGGCAUCUUAUAUAUUUGGCCCUGCAACUUACCAAAAAUACCUGAAAACUGUAUGUGGGGGUACUCUUAUAUUUGUGAAACAAUGUCAAAUAAAAAUACGGAGGCUUUAUUACACUAACUCAUAUUAAGAUUAUUCCUGUGAAAACAGAAUUCAUGUGUGUAUGAAAAAACACAAAAAUAAAUAUGACCACUACAUGGAGCCAGGAUUUGUGAUUAAGUGGUUAGACAAAACAACUCAAAUUAUGCCAUUUGGAAUACCCUGGGUUCCCUACUUGUAAAAAUGAUAUGCCAUUAUAAGUGUAAUUUUCUUUCCUGGGCUGACUCAAAGGUGGCAUACGCUCAGAAACUAGUAAUAAGUAAUACACUGUAUCUUGGAUGGACUUCUGACUUUGAUCUGCUCUGCUGUCUAGAGUGAGCUCCUGAUUCUAAGCUAGGGGCCAGAAACAGUGUUUCCUGAACCAAUAUCACUUGUACAUAUAUAUUAUCUCUUAAAAAGAACAAAUGAUGGCUGUUAGCCCCAAGUAGAGUUGUUUAAGAAUAUGUAGCUUGAUUUACUGAAUAAAGUAGCUGCUUAAAGAAGCUGUAGUCAAUAGCAAAGGAAAAGUUCAGUUAUAUUGACCUUUAAGACUCGUAAGCUGACUUCUGAGUGCAUGCCUUGCAUAAGUCUUAAAUUCUUUACACUUUCUCUCAGAUAUAAAUAUGGCAAGGAAAUGUAAAAAGCACCACAUAUUGUACUGUACUCCACUGUUUUUCUGAACGUGUUAAUUAAUUGUGCUGGCACUCCUGACCUAGUAAGACUAUAUAACUGGUCACACAAUGCAUAGUAAAUAUAUGAAAUAAAUGUUUUUUUUUACACCUGUGAAACCCUAAAAUAGUGGUCUGCAACCAGUAUGCCUCAGCACUGCGCUAGGUAUGCCACCGCAUGGUUUCUGAGAGCAGUGCCAGAUGUGCCACUGUCGCCACGUCCCGACAUGUUAUUUAUUGAGCAUUUGUUUAGUAGUCUCAUGCUGCUCCAUCGUGGAGCUGCACAAAAACUAUGUUGGGAGAGGAGCGCCACCAUCUCCCCCUCACAUGAAAAGCUGAAUAUCGAUAGCCCUCACCACUUCUGCCAUUAGAGGUAAAACAGCAAGGAGUGGGACACAAAUAUGUAUAAAUGUAUAUAUGUGUGUCUGUGUUUGAGAGUGUGACUGUUUUUGUCCUUGAGUGUGUGUGCCCAUGUAAGUGCAAAUACCUUGCAUUACAUCACCACAUUAGUUAUUAUUUUAUAGUAUAAAUUGAUAAUAUAGUAUAAAUUGAUAAUAUAAAUAAAAUGUAUGCAUCAUUUAUGCAUGUAUAGUAAGAAAGAAGGUGAUUUGCGCACACAGAAAAAAAUGUGGGUUUUACCUUACACAUAGAAUUUUCUCAGGUAACCACACUACAGGUUAUUUGUAACACCUAUAUACAAAUAAAUAGAAUACACAUAGUGUAACCUGGAAAAAACAAAAAGUAUUAUAAAGGAAAUGUUUCUUCAAACUCACAAUUUUCAGAGCCCAUUCAAAGUUGGCUCUAGACUUAUAGCGCUUGUCAUCUCAUCCUUGAGACAUUCGAUAGUAAUAUAACAGAUACAUCCACAGGAACUUGGAACUAGUAGAUUGCAGCAAAGUCCAGGGCAGGUAUGUAUACAAAGUUUUAUUUAAACAAAGAAUUUUUUUAAAUAAAAAGUAUAUGUAUAUAUACAAAUAAAAAUCAAUAAGCAGCACAACGCGUUUCAACCUCUUAAUAGGUCUUUCUCAAGUGCAUAUAAUUUCAUACUGAACUUAGAAGCCCUUAUAUAUACAGAACAAUCACACAGUAAAAUGAAUAAUGGCAUAUACCUGUGAAGAUUCCCACCCAUAUACAAAUAUGGUCAUAGCCGGAAGUGUUACGCCCACCAAAGUAUGGCCGCACCUCCGGCUAUGUACCUCUGUCUCCAGCCCUCCCUAACAUGUCCGACAUUAGGGUAGUCCAUGCAGUUCAAUAUGAUGUCCUAACUCUUCCAGUCCUGUUGCCGUAGCGUCAUAUCCUGUGGUAACAACUUGAUGUGUUCCGAUUCGUCAUUUCCGGUCACGUGUGCGAGAUCUUCUGCGGUCUAUUGCGGCUUCCAAAUUAGUUCUGGCUUGUAAACGUCCAUCAUUGAAAGGGCAAUUUGCCAAUAGUUCAUAUUGUUAAAUGACCAAAGGAACAUACAAAAAAGGAAGAUAAAUAAAAAACGAGAAUAUUCUUGUUACCCACUUUUGUAAAAUGCAUACAAUGCUUAAACUUUAUGGAUACAUCAUACAUCAAAUAUAUAUCUAUUCAAAAAGAAAACGUGCAAAUAAGAGGAAAGGAGAAAAAGUGGUGGAUUAAAGUCAAAGUGAAUUGUGACAUAGAGUUUUCAAGGAGGUCUCCAUAGCAAUAUAACCACCUCUGAUAAUAUAAAACCAAGUUCUUUACCUAAAGUUUUAAAAACCAUAUAUAUAAAAAAACAAAGAUAUAUAAAAAUUUUAUUCAUAAAAUUAUAUUUUAAUACAGACAUAUUAAAACCUUCAUAAAAUGUUGUUAAUCUCAAAAUCGAUAUUGAGACCCAAGGGUGAUAAAGUGCGCAUCUCAAAAAUCAACUUUACCUCUUGGGUACUCAAUUUUUUAGGGAGAUCCUCUCCUCUCCAAUGGCACUCUAUCUUCUCUAUGGCAAAAAAGUUUAGAAAUUUAGGGUCUAACAUUCCUAGGGGACAAUUUUUAAGGCUACGUAGGAAUUGCACAAACAAACAAAACUUUUCUGAUCAGGCAGAACUCCUAAAAAAACAAUUUACACAAAAAGGGUAUGAUAAGAAGGUCUUAGAUACCCAGAUUCAGGAAAUAUCAUCUCUGAAAUAUAAGAAGAGGGGGAACUUGCUGACAGAUAACAAAAAGAAACAGAUGCCCUUUAUUUUUAAUUAUUCGAGCAACGUAGGUGCGAUUAGGAGAAUUAUAAAUAAGAAUUGGGACAUCCUAAUUCAGGAUGAGGAAAUACAAGAAUUUUUAGGCCCUAAGCCCAAAUUUAUUUUUAGAGGAGCAAGGAACUUCAAACAAAUUUUAACUUGAAGUUUUUUAGAAAAAAACACCUCAAAAUGAUAGUAAUUUUUUAACUAAUUGGUCGAAGAAGAAACAAGGUUUUUAUCACUGUGGGAUGUGCAAUGCAUGUAAAAACACAGCUAUAAAAGGGAAAAAUGUAAUUGCUUUUAAGUCUUUUAUUACUAAAAAAGAAUUUAAAAUUAAGUCCAUGAUGACAUGCCAUUCGAAUAACGUUAUAUACCUACUAAAUUGUACAUGUGGCCUUCAAUAUGUAGGCAAAACAUCAAGGCCACUGAAAGUGCGAAUAGGUGAACAUGUUAGAAAUAAUAAAAAAGGCUUUGCAAACCAUAGUGUAUCUAAGCACUUUCUGUAGAAACAUAAUUCAGACCCUAAAUUUCUAAACUUUUUCGCUAUAGAGAAGAUAAUUUUGACUUUAAUCCACCCCUUUUUCUCCUUUCCUCUUAUUUGCACGUUUUCUUUUUGAAUAGAUAUAUAUUUGAUGUAUGAUGUAUCCAUAAAGUUUAAGCAUUGUAUGCAUUUUACAAAAGUGGGUAACAAGAAUAUUCUCGUUUUUUAUUUAUCUUCCUUUUUUGUAUGUUCCUUUGGUCAUUUAACAAUAUGAACUAUUGGCAAAUUGCCCUUUCAAUGAUGGACAUUUACAAGCCGGAACUAAUUUGGAAGCCGCAAUAGACCGCAGAAGAUCUCGCUGCACACGUGACUGGAAAUGACGAAUAGGAACACAUCAAGUUGUUACCACAGGAUAUGACGUUACGGCAACAGGACCGGAAGAGUGAGGACAUCAUAUUGAACUGCAUGGACUACCCUAAUGUCGGACAUGUUAGGGAGGGCUGGAUACAGAGGUACAUAGCCGUAGAUGCGGCCAUACUUUGGUUGGCGUAACACUUCCGGCUAUGACCAUAUUUGUAUAUGGGUGGGAAUCUUCACAGGCAUAUGCCAUUAUUCAUUUUACUGUGUGAUUGUUCUGUAUAUAUAAGGGCUUCUAAGUUCAGUAUGAAAUUAUAUGCACUUGAGAAAGACCUAUUAAGAGGUUGAAACACGUUGUGCUGCUUAUUGAUUUUUAUUUGUAUAUACAUAUACUUUUUAUUUUAAAAAAUUCUUUGUUUAAAUAAAACUUUGUAUACAUACCUGCCCUGGACUUUGCUGCAAUCUACUAGUUCCAAGUUCCUGUGGAUGUAUCUGUUAUAUUACUAUCGAAUGUCUCAAGGAUGAGAUGACAAGCGCUAUAAGUCUAGAGCCAACUUUGAAUGGGCUCUGAAAAUUGUGAGUUUGAAGAAACAUUUCCUUUAUAAUACUAUUUGUUUUAUACAGGUUACACUAUGUGUAUUCUAUUUAUUUGUAUAUAGGUGUUACAAAUAACCUGUAGUGUGGUUACCUGAGAAAAUUCUAUGUGUAAGGUAAAACCCACAUUUUUUUCUGUGUGCGCAAAUCACCUUCUUUCUUACUAUAUCACGUUUUAAGUGUAAACGGUGACAUUACGCUUGGGUAAUUUUAGCUGCAUCAGAUUUUAUAAAGACUAGCGCCACUGUGUUUUUUUUUUUUUCUGUUUUAUCUUUUAUUUAUGCAUGUAUACCUUGCGUGAGAAAAGGUUGAGGAACACUGCCUUAAAGCAGCAAUGCCACCCCUGAAAUAUGUGUAUUUCAUAAAGAUAGAAUCAUUAUUAAAUACUCAUAUUGGCUGUGUUGGAAUUUCAAUGACGUUCCAAUCCAGUCAAGAGAUAUACCGAGGCAAAGUAGGGACUAAUUUGUUUCUGUAAAUCUCUAUCUACUGACGCUGGGUGGAGCUAUUUAAAAGUGUCAAUCCCCCCACUCAGUGGUGACAGCUGCAGAAAAUUGGCUUUAUCUUUGGUGUAUUUUGCAGGUUCCUCCAUAAACCUCAAUGCUGUACUUUUGUGCAUGUGCAAGAGUCAGCAGUGACGUCUGCUCCUGGUGCUGAAGCAAAGAAAAUGGCCGUGCCUACAAGGAACUGGUUCAGGUAUGCAGAACUCUCAAUUCCCUGCUCCCUGGCCACCGGAACUACAGUGGCAAUGGCAUCGCUGGGGGUCUUUGCAAAUUCUGCAAAGUCCCCUGUGACAGUGCCGCUUUAGCACCAUUCAGUAAAAAGCAAAUGGCGGCAGUUUCCAUAUUCUAGACACUUUUAUUUUAUAAUUUUGAAACAAAGUUACUAGAGAAAAUGAAAUAAAAAUUUUUGGAGUAACUUUGGUCCAUUGCCAAAUUGAUCAGAUUUCUUUUUGUUUUCUUGUUUUCAAGUAUGUUAAUGAAUGUUAUAAACUGUUUAAUGUGAUUUCAUUUUAAUUUAACUAGUAAAUUAGAUCAUUUUAUUUUCAGAUUUUAACCUGUUAAAUGCUUUUUGCCUUUCAGAUAAAAUAUGUGACCAGAUCAGUGAUGCAGUUCUUGAUGCCCACCUAUUGCAGGACCCAGAUGCUAAAGUUGCCUGUGGUAAGUAGCUUGCAUACCACUACAGCUUGCCUACCACUACAGCUUGCAUACCAGUGUUUUGUAGCGGUUAAGGUGCUUGGAAAAAAUUGAAAUUCAAAUAUCAUGUAAAUAGUAGCCUACUUUAUUUAGACAAUUUACUACAGUAAGAGUAUUUAAAGGUGAUAUAAGGAAUACAUCUCUAUGUUUUUCGUUCUAGAGACUGUAUGCAAAACUGGAAUGGUUUUACUUUGCGGAGAAAUCACUUCAAGGGCUGUUGUUGAUUAUCAAAAAGUAGUUCGAGAUACUAUUAAAUAUAUUGGAUAUGAUGAUUCUGAAAAAGGUAAGUUUUAUAGUUUUCAAAGUAUUUCAGUUAUAUAAAAUUUGACAUUGAAUUUACAAGCAUCUAUGAAAGUGUUCAAAGGGCAUGAAACAUGUAAGCGUUUGCUAUUUCAUGUACUACCCCUAUAUUUACCUUAUACUUCCUAUUUUGUGGAUUGAAAUAAAUGGGGGGAGGGAGGAUGCCAUGUUUCUAGUUUACUGAGCCUUCUUUUUCUUUUGGACUUUGUCUUUUUCUUUGUGUGUGAGCCAUCGAUCGCAAGGUUAACACAUUCUAAACAUGCUUAAAUUUUGCAUGCAGUGCUUAUAGAAUCUAGAGUGGACUUUACUAAAGUAAAUAAUUAGUCGUCGAGGAAUAAUUUCUUUGCAUUAUAAGAAUCACAGGCAAUAAAUGUUAAUUUGUAUGGGAUAUCCUGUUUUUUGUUUGUUUGUUUUUUUACUCAAAAAAGCAUACAUGAGAAUAUAUGCAAAGAAAAAACAUACUGUGCUCAUGCGUUGUGCAACUACAGAAAUAUAAGUAUUUACUGUGUACAAAUAUAACUGAGAAUGUGCACCUACAAUAUACUAGCAAAAUAAUAUUUGAAUGUAAUGUGCAUGAUAUAUAAUUUACAGUCAAAUGCACAUUGACUGGCAUUGCACAUUGACAAGAUUAAUAAAUGAUCUGCAUACUCGAAACGUAAACAGAUUAAAAUAAUAACAGGUCAUUGAAGUUUUAUUAACUUAGCGGGAGACAAGAGUUAAUGAAAAAACAGGUAAUGAUAAAGAGCAAAUGUUUUACUCAAAUAUUCUCGAUAUGAUACUAAGUCAUUAAGGGCCAGAUAUUGCUCACUGCCAUUCUGGAGUGCUAAUGACCUAGAUUUCAGUAAGGCUUUUGACACUGUUGCACAUAGAAGGCUCCUCAAUAAACUGCAAUCUUUAAGUUUGGAUUCCAAAAUUGUUGAAUGGAUAAGGCAGUGGCUGAGUGACAGGCAACAGAGGAUUGUAGUCAAUGGAGUAUAUUUGAAGCAUGGGCUUGCCACCAGUGGGGUACCUCAGGGAUCUGUACAUGGACCCAUUCUCUUUAAUAUUUUUAUUAGUGAUAUUGCAGAAGGUCUUGAUGGUAAGGUAUGUUUUUGCUGAUUAUACAAAGAUAUGUAACAGGGUUGAUGUUCCAGGAGGUAUAAGCCAAAUGGCAAAUGAUCUAGGUAAACUAGAAAAAUGGUCAGAGUUGUGGCAACUGACAUUUAAUGUGGAUAAGUGCAAGAUAAUGCAUCUUGGACGUAAAAACCCAAGGGCAGAGUAUAGGAUAUUUGAUACCCUACUAAACUCAACAUCUGAGGAAAGGGGUUUAGGAGUAAUUAUUUCAGAUAACUUAAAGGUAGGAAGACAAUGUAAUAGAGCAGCAGGAAAUACUAGCAGAAUACUUGGUUGUAUAGGGUGAGGUAUUAGCAGAACAUAGCAGAACAAUGGUGCCAUUUUAAAGAACAAUGGUGAGACCUCACUUGGAGUAGUGUACAAAGUACUGGAGACCGUAUCUUCAGAAGGAUAUUGAUACUCUAGAAAGAGUUCAGAGAAGGGCUACUAAGCUGGUUCAUGGACUGCAGGAUAAAACUUACCAGGAAAGGUUAAAGGAUCUUAACAUGUAUAGCUUGGAGGAAAGACGAGACAGGGGGAUAUGAUAGAAACAUUUAAAUAUAUAAAGGGAAUCAACACAGUAAAGGAGGAGACUAUAUUUAAAAGAAGAAAAACUACCACAACAAGAGGACAUAGUCUUAAAUUAGAGGGGCAAAGGUUUAAAAAUAGUGUCAUGAAGUAUUACUUUACUGAGAGGGUAGUGGAUACAUGGAAUAGCCUUCCAGCUGAAGUGGUAGAGGUUAACACAGUAAAGGAGUUUACUGUGUGGGAUAGGCAUAAGGCUAUCCUAGACGUAGGAUAAGGCCAGGGACUAAUUAAAAGUAUUUCAAAAUAUUGGGCAGACUAGAUGGGCUGAAUGGUUCUUAUCUGCUGUCACAUUCUAUGUUUCUACCAAUUCUGUCAACCCCCCCCCCCCCAAAAAAAAACCACACAUAUAUAUAUAUAUAUAUAUAUAUAUAUAUAUAUAUAUAUAUAUAUAUAUAUCAGAAGGGGGAAAAGCUGCACUCACGGUCUUCCAUUAAAACUUCAAUUUAUUGGAUAUGUGGAUAUGCAUUAAAAGAUCGAUGUUUCAGUGUCCCACAUCUAGGACUUUCUUUCCUGAAAGAAUAUAUAUAAUCUCAAAGGGAAAGGUCUAACAGUUUGAAGUAGAGAAACAGCAUUGCAAACUGUAGUGAAAUCCCAGAAUGACAUGUAGUAUUUUUACCCUGAAACACCAUGUUACUGAUUUAUAUGUUUGUCUAAAUGUCAGGAUAUCAACCAGUGCAUAAUUGUGAAACCUUUUGAAGUAAUUACAUUCAAACAGAUUUAUUUCAUAGACUCUAACCAUGUAUUUUUUAUAAUAGGUUUUGACUAUAAGACAUGCAAUGUUCUUGUAGCUCUGGAACAGCAAUCUCCUGAUAUAGCGCAAGGUGUUCAUUUAGAUCGGAAAGAAGAGGAUAUAGGCGCUGGGGAUCAGGUAUCUAAUUAUUCUUACUCUUAAAAGCUACAUUAGUGCAUUCACUUCCAGAAGAGUGUAUAAAUGAUUUUGCUUUCAUGCACUUUGCAAAACACAAUUUAGUCCAUAAAUCAGUCCAUUAGCCUGCAUAGGAACCAAUUUCUCUGCCAGAAGCCACUGGUCACUCAUUUUAAAGGUCACUAAGCACCACAAUUACUUGAGACUAAUAAAGUGGUUUUGGCGUAUAGUUCAUGCCCAUGCAGUCUCACUGCUCAAUUCUCUGCCACUUAGGGAGCUGAACCACUGUGUUUAUGUGGGUUUGGUCACACCUCCCCUGCUUUUGACUCACACAGCAUCUAUGAAAAAAUGGUUUAAUUUUCAAAGAGAUCUUACAGUGCUUGGUUAUGAAGGGAUUAUUGGUCUAUUUUAGGUCUAUUGUUUAACACUUACUUUAUCUAAAAUAUUCCACUCAUUAAUUUUUUUUCAUUUUUCAGGGUUUAAUGUUUGGUUAUGCAACAGACGAGACAGAGGAGUGCAUGCCUUUAACUAUUGUGCUUGCUCACAAACUUAAUGCAAAGUUAGCAGAGUUAAGGCGCAAUGGGGAACUGCCAUGGCUCCGACCAGACUCCAAAACUCAGGUAAUCAAUACAAAGAGGCAUUUUCAAUUUAAAAAAACAAUUAACUACAGUUUGAUUUACCUCUCCCUUUAUCAACACUACCCCUGGAACCUAGUCAGAGCUUUAUUUCCUAAACUGGUUCUACCUACUAAAUAGAUUCUUACCUAAUAUUUUGAAAGAUAUUGUUAAUGGUCUCUCUCUCUAGUAGAUAAAUACCGGCACUCCUGGGUUUGUACAGCACAAUGAUUUAUUGUCACAAGUCAGUGGUUUCAGUUCCUAGCUUGGAACUUUCAUCAGGACAUUUCCUGAUGAAAGUUCCAAGCUAGGAACUGAAACUUUGACUGACUUAUGACAAUAAAUCGUUGUGCUGUACAAACCAAGGAGUGCCAGUAUUUAUCUACUUUUUAUAUCACAGUGUGGUUGGGCACCUGGUAUCCUCUUGGCUGGAGGUAGGAGUGCAAAAGAUUUUUAUUUUUUAUAUAUAUAUAUAUAUAUAUAUAUAUAUAUAUAUAUAUAUAUAUACACUACACAUUAAAGAGUCACUCCAAGCACCUUAACAACUUUGUGCCACUUGAAAUGUUUUGGUGUGUACUUUGCACACUGUCUCUCUUCUCCAUGCCUGACCUAAUGGCUUUCAGUUGCAGGAUAAUGAGAUUUUUCAUUUUAGUCUUUGCUAUGCUUACAGCAUGCUCAUAUUGCAUGCACAAUCCAGACAGCCAUCUCCCUUCUGUCUUGAAGAUAGUUGAACCAUGGCUACUCAUUUUAAGAUUAUGUUCUGGUAAAAAAAUAGUUAAUUGGAAGAUUAUAUACAAACAUUGAUUUGAUAAAAGCUUUGUACUUGUACUCUCCAUGGACUAAGCAAAAUGCUUUAUAGUAUUAAACACAAUCAGUUGUAACUUGCAAGGAAAUAAAAAUGGAAAGAUUCCUCACAUUCCACUUCCAAUCCUGCCAAUCCUGGGAGAUUGCAAAGAGGCAGAUUGACAAGGUGUGCAGCCCUGGGCUUCGCGCUCCUCAUGUUAGGUCACACCCCCUCUCAUUAGUCUCCAGCCCUCAUGAUCUGCUCCAGGUGGUAGAGUUGAAAGGAAAAGGUUACAAGCUGACAAUCUGUUUGAGAACAACAUGUCAUCUUGUCCUCAAACAGCUUGUCAGCUUGUAACCUUUUCCUACCAGCUCUGUUACCCUGUGAAUCGCGAGGAGCAUAGCGAGAAGGGGCAGGACCUAACAUGAGCGGGCAACACCUAUUACUGCACACCUUGCUGAUGCACUCACCCUGGAUUGUUCCUGCACUUCAACAAAAAAAAUCAUAAUUUUAAUAUAAAAAGAGUUAUUAACUAAUGUGAGAAUUGUUGGGAAUGCAAAGUGAAUUUCAAAAUUAAGGACUUGAAAAUUUCUCAACUAUGCUUCCAAUUUAACUACUUUGUUUUUAAAUUUGAAAUUCACUUUUAAUUCCUGACUUUUCCCUUAGUAGAAUAUCCCUGUCAGGUAUUUCAACCCCAAAUUUUUGCAGAUAUUAUGGGAUAAACUGACUUAUGCCUGUGGAAAUAUGAUUAUACUCAUGCUUCAGAAAUAAACUCUGGACAAUUUAGUAGCACAACUUGUGGUUCAUUAAAAUGGCUAUACACAUCUGACAUAAUUUGCAAGUAAGGUGGUGAGCUCAAAAAAGACCUCAGUAGGCGGGUGCUAGUCCCACAUCUUGAUACUGUCUGGGGUCAACAGGGGUUGCAUUCAAUCUGACCUUAUCUUCAGUAGUAGCUAAAGCCGAAAUUCCUACUAUCAAUUUCAUUCCAACAACUGACACUCUCAGUCAAUUACAUCCAGUCAAAGUAGAAGUAUUAAGUUCAAUUUUAUUGAUGUGUAAAGAGGAGGCAUCUUUAACACCUACAGCAUCAAUGUAUUUGUUAUAGUGCUUGCUAUAGCACAGACAGGGCUGAUUCUAGACUAUUGUGCAGCCUUGGCAAGACCACCUACUUUGCCAACAUUGUGUGUCUUUCUCCACCCAGCCUCUUUGUGUGUCUCUUCCUUCCCCAACUACUUGGUGUGUCUCUUUUUUCCUACCCCAGCCCCUCUGCGAGUCUCUUCCCCAGCACCUUUGUGUUUCUGUUUCUCCCCUCCAGUCUCUUUGUGUCUCCCCCUUUGUGUGUCUCUUUCUCUUCCCCCAGCCCAUUUUUGUAUCUCUCUCCCAGGCCCUUUGCUUGUAUCUCCUCCCCGGCCCUCUUGCGUGUCUCUUUUUUCCUUGUCCAGCCUAUCUGUAUGUCAUUGUCCCCUUCCCCAACCCCCCUGUGUAUGUCACUGUCCCUUUCUCCAGGCUUUCAGUGUGUGUCACUGUCCCCUCCCCUAGCCCCUCUGUGUGCUACUGUCCCAUUCCUCAGCCCCUCUGAGUGUUUCUGCGUCUCCUUUCACAGCCCCUCUGUCUGUGCAUAUCAAUGUCUCCUUCUCCAGCCCUUCUGUGUGUGUCAUUGGUAACUGCCCCAAUUUAACUGCUUUUAGAACAGAACAACAGUAAAUCCCCCAGUUUUGUCCAUAAGGACAGCAGGGGUAAAUCUUUUUUUUUUUUUUUUUACCACUAGAUGUCAUGCUUUCCUAAAUUUUGUCAAUCUGUCACAUAUUUAAUCUUUGCAAAUACAAUUUAAUCAGAGAGUGUUUUAGCUGCUUUUAACACCUAUAAGACUAGAUGCCCAAAAAUUCAGACUCCAUAGAUAACAAUGAGAGGCGUCUUACCUUCUAAUGUGAGCAAAGCACAAUGGCCUCAAUUUUAGAUUUUUGGAUAAGCUUUUCAAAUGAUUUAAUAUUUUUGGAUUCAUGUUUUUUCCUCAUUAAAAUGAAAGACAACUAGCUACGUAAAGAGCGUAUAGAAAAACUAUGCACAUAAGAUUUAUGAAGCACUAUUCUAGAACGAAUACUUUACUUAGAGCAUUUAAAACACUGAAACACUGCUAAAGAGAAGUUAGGGACAAGUGAAGAACAGAAAAAAAAGAGAGAGACUUACUCUGAUUACGUUAACAGAUGGAGUGAAGGACAAGAAAAAUAGACCUGAAUGUAGAUUUUUAAAUGAAAAAUAUAUAUAGUUUUUAUUUUUUGUUAGUUUAUUUUUUUUUUUUUUUUUACUCUCCCCUCUUAAAUCCAUUUUAAUAUUUAAGAAAAAGGAAAAAGAAAAAGGAAAAAGAAAAAUUAAGAUCUAAAAGUAUUUUUAAAUAAGGGCUCAAGCAAUAAAAUAUAGUUCUGGUAGCAUUGAAUUAAGAGUAGAAGAGGAAGAAAAAGAAAAGAGAAGAGAAAGACAUAUAAGGAUAAAGGUCUAGGAGUUUUCUUCUUUCUUCUUGUUCUUGUCUGCUCCGGGCCUCACAUCCUGAAAGGUUGUUAGUGUAAACAAAGACAGUACACAAGUUGAUAGAGGUGAGGACUCUUUUUAAAGUCUUCAGUAUGAAAUGUUUAGUCAACGCCUAUGUGUUAUGUAUUUGCUUUUUUACAUCUUUUUUAAUGUUGAUUUAGUCAUCGAGAGUUCCCCAGUAUUCUCAAUAGAAAUUAGACUCAAUAGAUUUGUAUGACUUAAAAAUGGUUAGAUUUGUUACAAUUCACAUACAAGGCCUUAAUAUACCACAAAACAAUGAGCAUUUCAAGAUUAUUUGCUAAAGGAGAAUAUUCAAUUGGCAUUUGUCCAGGAGACUCACUGGUGCCAGGGUGAUGAAAAAAGAUGGAAUAGCAAAAGAUCCCCAUUGAAAAUUUGUGCACCAAGACAAAAGGGAAAUAGCAAUGCUUUUUUCAUAUACAUUAAAAGUUAAUAUUAAAUAUACAUAUACAGAACGGGAAGGCAGAUUUAUUAUCAUGGCAUGUACUACAGGGAGUGCAGAAUUAUUAGGCAAAUGAGUAUUUUGACCACAUCAUCCUCUUUAUGCAUGUUGUCUUACUCCAAGCUGUAUAGGCUCGAAAGCCUACUACCAAUUAAGCAUAUUAGGUGAUGUGCAUCUCUGUAAUGAGAAGGGGUGUGGUCUAAUGACAUCAACACCCUAUAUCAGGUGUGCAUAAUUAUUAGGCAACUUCCUUUCCUUUGGCAAAAUGGGUCAAAAGAAGGACUUGACAGGCUCAGAAAAGUAAAAAAUAGUGAGAUAUCUUGCAGAGGGAUGCAGCACUCUUAAAAUUGCAAAGCUUCUGAAGCGUGAUCAUCGAACAAUCAAGCGUUUCAUUCAAAAUAGUCAACAGGGUCGCAAGAAGCGUGUGGAAAAACCAAGGCGCAAAAUAACUGCCCAUGAACUGAGAAAAGUCAAGCGUGCAGCUGCCACGAUGCCACUUGCCACCAGUUUGGCCAUAUUUCAGAGCUGCAACAUCACUGGGGUGCCCAAAAGCACAAGGUGUGCAAUACUCAGAGACAUGGCCAAGGUAAGAAAGGCUGAAAGACGACCACCACUGAACAAGACACACAAGCUGAAACGUCAAGACUGGGCCAAGAAAUAUCUCAAGACUGAUUUUUCUAAGGUUUUAUGGACUGAUGAAAUGAGAGUGAGUCUUGAUGGGCCAGAUGGAUGGGCCCGUGGCUGGAUUGGUAAAGGGCAGAGAGCUCCAGUCCGACUCAGACGCCAGCAAGGUGGAGGUGGAGUACUGGUUUGGGCUGGUAUCAUCAAAGAUGAGCUUGUGGGGCCUUUUCGGGUUGAGGAUGGAGUCAAGCUCAACUCCCAGUCCUACUGCCAGUUCCUGGAAGACACCUUCUUCAAGCAGUGGUACAGGAAGAAGUCUGCAUCCUUCAAGAAAAACAUGAUUUUCAUGCAGGACAAUGCUCCAUCACACGCGUCCAAGUACUCCACAGCGUGGCUGGCAAGAAAGGGUAUAAAAGAAGAAAAUCUAAUGACAUGGCCUCCUUGUUCACCUGAUCUGAACCCCAUUGAGAACCUGUGGUCCAUCAUCAAAUGUGAGAUUUACAAGGAGGGAAAACAGUACACCUCUCUGAACAGUGUCUGGGAGGCUGUGGUUGCUGCUGCAUGCAAUGUUGAUGGUGAACAGAUCAAAACACUGACAGAAUCCAUGGAUGGCAGGCUUUUGAGUGUCCUUGCAAAGAAAGGUGGCUAUAUUGGUCACUGAUUUGUUUUUGUUUUGUUUUUGAAUGUCAGAAAUGUAUAUUUGUGAAUGUUGAGAUGUUAUAUUGGUUUCACUGGUAAUAAUAAAUAAUUGAAAUGGGUAUAUAUUUGUUUUUGUUAAGUUGCCUAAUAAUUAUGCACAGUAAUAGUCACCUGCACACACAGAUAUCCCCCUAACAUAGCUAUAACUAAAAACAAACUAAAAACUACUUCCAAAAAUAUUCAGCUUUGAUAUUAAUGAGUUUUUUGGGUUCAUUGAGAACAUGGUUGUUGUUCAAUAAUAAAAUUAAUCCUCAAAAAUACAACUUGCCUAAUAAUUCUGCACUCCCUGUAUUAAUGCCGAAACAUUUACUUUAGUAAAUCUUUAUCUCCGAAAUAAGAACCCUUUGAGUCUCUUGAGGCAAGUGCUCACCAGAGCAAAUAAAGUAAAAAUGGGUCUUUAUAUAAUAUCUGGUGAUUUUAAUUCUACACAAGAUCCCUAUUUAGACAAACUAACAAGUAAAAACAUUAUAUUAGAACAAAGUACUCUAAAAAAAGCUAGAAUUUGUAAAAUCUAACAAAAAAAAAGAAUAAUUAUAUGCUAUAUGGAGAGUCAUUAACCCUCAAAACAAAGAUAACACAUUUUGUUAAUGGCCUCAUGACUCAUUCUAGGAUCGAUUACUUUUUGUGCGAAUCAAAACUAGUUGAAAGAAAAUAAUAUUGAAAUUAAAUGCCAUGGUCCGAUCAUAACAGCAUUAUAUUAGACUUAAAUGUUAAAAGUUCAUCCAAAAACCACCUAGAGACUGGAUGAAUCUUUGUUUCAAAAUAAAACUAUUAAAGAACACUUAGUUAAGACGGCGAAGUAUUACUGUGAAGAAAAUAUCAAUGGACAGGUAGAGGAUGAUACGGCUUGGUGUACACAUAAAGCAGUGAUUAGGGGACAUUAAAUGGAGAAAUAGUAGAUCAAGAGCAAAUUUACCAACUUUACAUAUUGAAUUGUAUAAUCUAGCCAGAGAAAACAAUACAAACCCUUCUAAAGAAAAAAUAAUAAUAAUAGGGGAAAUCAAACGAGAUUCAAAAUAAAACAUUAGAGAAAAUAAAUAAAAAAUAUGUUAAAGCUGAAAGUAAAAUAUUAUCAAAGAUAUACUAGAGCAGAUACAAUUCUAACUAAUCAGUUGAAAAAAAAAGAAAUCUAGUUAAUUUAAUUGAAACAAUAGAACAAAGGAUAAAAUCUGUUUACUACCGGAAGAGAGAGGGAAGGUUUUUAAUCAAUAUUAUUCAAGAUUAUAUAACCUUUCAAUUAAGACUCCAUUGAUUUCGAUAAAAGAAUAUAUUAAUUUUACUAUCUUACCAAAAAUAUCAGAAGAAAAGGGUUCCUUAGUAAAUAAAGAAAUAACUAGGAAAGAACUUACAAGAGCAAUAGAAAACUUACCUGGAUAUAAAACCCCGGGACCAGACGGGUUUGGGAAUGGUUUUUAUAAAAUUAUGAAACUUCAAAUUAUAGAUCAUUUAACUAAUACAAUUUUUAUUUUAUUCUUUAUUUCUAUUUUUGUGCAUAAAGAAAAAUCAUUACACAUAUUGCCAGAAUCAUAAGAACAAAUGGUUAUGUAAAUAACCAGAUAAUAGAUAUUCAUGGCAUUUGUAUCUAGUGCACUUUUUGAGUGGGCUAGGCAGCUGUAAGGGUUUGUCCAGCUUUAGGUACUGAAUUUCCUUUAUGGGUUAGGUAUCGUGAGGUGUGGCGUGUGGUCGCUUGGCCUUGUUAGUCUUGGUGUGCCCCGUCAUCUGUAAGUUCACUGUCUAGAUGGUAAGGGUAGUUGGGAGUUUAGCUGUCUAGAUGGUAAGUGUAGUUGGGAGUUUUAUUCGGUGAUAAGUAGUGCAUGAGGUCGCAUUUAUUCAUAUCAUAUAGUCGAGUCGUGAAGUCCUCGGUAUGUUUGCUUGUUCGCUAAUGUAGUCGUGGUUUGCAAGCUAGGGAGUUUAAGGGGCGUUGGUAGUGGCCAGUGCCUAGUGGCAUCUAGUAGACCAGGGUUAUAUUAGUCAUGCCAGCUGCUCAUAUUCGAGCUGACUUUCCCAGUCCUAUAUGGGCACUGUGGGUGGGGGGAGUUAUGUACGUCAUACAUCAUCAGAGUUUGCUGUUCAAGUCUCUAGAAACAGUAAAAAAAAAAUGAGAAAUGUAAACAGUUGUCAUCUUGUGUGGGAGGCUCAUCGUUCAGGUCACCGGGCCUCCUUCUGCUUCGCUGGUUGAGGGUGGCGAAUGUGUCAGAGUCCAAGAUUGGGUGCGGGGUUGGAGCCCCAAUGUGGCAAUGUGGCAAGCAAGGCUAGACCCUCUUCCGGCUCUGAUAUCUUGUAGGCUUUAUCUUCUUUGCUGGUCCAUAUUGCUCUAGGUGUUGCCCAUCUGUACGUGAGUCCAGCGGUUUGUAAGGUGGUGGUAAUGGGCUGCAUGCUUUUGCGCCCUGCUUAAGUCCUGAAAAGAAGGCAAUGCAGCACUGUUCAAAUUCAUAUGGCGGCCAUUAGGGCUAUUUUGUCUGUUAGCUUCUGGCACCUUAAGAUCAGGUCGCAGUGGAGUGUCGUGCGGUCCCUGCGGUGAUCUGUCAAUCCGGUACAUGCUAUCGAAGGAUAAGUUUUUGACUUGUCUUGUGGGUAACAGUGAUGCUACCAGGCGCCUUAUAAAAUGAGGCAGUUCUUCCAGGGGUAUCGAUUCCAGGACCCCCUGGAUUUUCACGUUCUUCCUCCUCCCUCUGUCAUCUAGCACAUUGACUUGCCUGUUGAGGGUGGUGUGUGAGGCCUGCAUCUGUUGUACUGUUUCUCUCAGGUCGUUCAGGCCUUGUUGUAGCGUCUGCACCUCUUUCUCUGUGGCCUGGGUAUAGACUGUGACCAUUUGCACUUCAGCUGCGAGCCCCUUCAGGUCUGCCUGCCACAUUUGUUGGAGGUUACGUGUGGACGCUGGGGUACCUGUCCCCCUGGUCUUAGGGGCUUAUAUUCUGGCUGUUGCCGAGCUCUAUGGGGAGUCUUCUUCCUCCGGUGACUUAUUGCGGCCAUCUUACCACACGCACAGGCCAGGAAACUGCCCACUGAUACCUGCUUCCGGGUAGGGAUCGACCGAUUAUCGGUUUUACCGAUAUAAUCGGCCGAUAUUCGGUAUUCUCGGCAAUAUCGGUAUCGGCCAAUUCAGAUACCGAUAUUGCCGAUAAUACCUCCUAGGACCGCCGGGCUCAUUACAAGCCCGGCGGUCCUGGGGGGGCGGAGAGCAAGCGCUUACUCACCUCCCAGCAGCUCCUCCAGCUCCCCAAUGCAACUCUCGCGAGACCCGCGGCCUUCCGAGCGUUGCCAUGGAUCACCAUGGCAACGCUCCGCGCGACACGCUGGCCGCGAGAGUUGCAUUGGGGAGCUGGAGGAGCUGCUGGGAGGUGAGUAAGCGCUUGCUCUCCGCCCCCCCAGCUCAGCCAAUACCACCAGGGACUGUCAUAUCCCCCUCCCUGGCCAGGUAACAAGCAGGGAGGGGGGACAACAAAAAUAAAUAAGGCCAGGUAACAAGCAGGGAGGGGGGACAACAAAAAUAAAUAAGAAUUAAUUAUACAUUUUUUUUAAAUAAUUUAAUAAAAAAUGCCCCCUCACACACUGCAUUAUAUACACAUACACUACACAAACACACUGUGUAUAUAAUACAGUGUGUGUUUGUAUAGUGUGUGUGUGUGUUUGUAUACAAUGCACACAAAUACACUGCAUUAUAUACACACACUAUACAAACACACUGUGUAUAUAAUGCAGUGUUUGUGUAGUGUGUUUAUAUAAUGCAGUGUGUGUUUGUAUAGUGUGUGUAUAUAAUUCAGUGUGUUUGUAUAGUGUGUGUAUAUAAUGCAGUGUGUGUGUUUGUAUAGUGUGUGUGUAUAAUGCAGUGUGUGUUUGUGUAGUGUGUUUAUAUAAUGCAGUGUGUGUUUGUAUAGUGUGUGUAUAUAAUUCAGUGUGUUUGUAUAGUGUGUGUGUGUAUAUAAUGCAGUGUGUGUGUUUGUAUAGUGUGUGUGUAUAAUGCAGUGUGUGUUUGUGUAGUGUGUUUAUAUAAUGCAGUGUGUGUUUGUAUAGUGUGUGUAUAUAAUUCAGUGUGUUUGUAUAGCGUGUGUGUAUAUAAUGCAGUGUGUGUGUUUGUAUAGUGUGUGUGUAUAAUGCAGUGUGUGUUUGUGUAGUGUGUUUAUAUAAUGCAGUGUGUGUUUGUGUAGUGUUUAUAUAAUGCAGUGUGUGUUUGUGUAGUGUGUUUAUAUAAUGCAGUGUGUGUUUGUAUAGUGUUUAUAUAAUGCAGUGUGUUUGUGUAGUGUGUAUAUAAUGCAGUGUGUGUGUUUGUGUAGUGUUUAUAUAAUUCAGUGUUUGUGUAGUGUGUUUAUAUAAUGCACACUACACAAACACACUGCAUUAUAUAAACACACUACAUUCACUAUACACACACUACACAAAUACACACACACUCUGCAUUCAUUAUAUACACACACACUUUGAAUUUAGUAUAUACAGCAUUCACUUUACGCACACUACCCACACACUCUGCUUUCAUUAUAUACACACUACACUAAUACACACUGCAUCCACUACACACACUAGACAAAUACACACUGCAUCCCCUACACAAACACACAUUGCAUCCUCCACACACUGCAUCCACAACACACACACUACACAAACACACACAGCUCCCCUGUCACACUGCAUCCACUGCACGUUGCAUGUAUAUUUUGUGCAUUUACCUUUAGAAAUAGUUUUUAUUUUCCAAAAUGGUAAAUGUACAGAAUAUCGGCAAAUUAUAUCGGCUAUCGGCCUGAAAGUUCACAGAAUAUCGGUAUCGGUAUCGGCUCUAAAAAAUCAAUAUCGGUCGAUCCCUACUUCCGGGUUGCUAAACCAACACAGGCACCGGCUACCGCCACCCGAGACGUGAUCAUGCGAUGUCACUCAAUCUCAAACAGAAACCGCGUCAUGGCCGUGGUGCGGAACAAAACCCCACUCGACUUUGAGUAAGCCCACAUCACAUUUUUCCGAGACCUGACAAGAGGCACGCUGCAGUGGCGCAGAGCCUUGGGUCCAAUGCUCGGUUAUUUAAGCCCCAUCUUUAACUGCCAUUAGAGUCCUGGGUCCGGCGUGGACUAUAGAUGGGCCGUACCCAGGACUCUAAUGGCAGUUAAAGAUGGGGCCACCCACAGACUUACCUCCCUGAACGAAGGAACAUCAUUCCUGCAGGCCCUGGGACUCCCACCACCACCGGCAGCCUCAAAGGGAACCCCACUAGAACUGUCUCGUUCACACCACAUACAGCAGCAAGGCCGGGGGCCCCCACCUGAAAGGCAGUCCGACAUAAUGAAAGCUCCAGCACUACAUAGACUCUCAUGCAGCCCUUAAAUAACCGAGCAUGCUUAUUACUGAAUUUAAGGUUUAACAGUUGCAUAGGCUCAUCUUUAGCAACAUCGAUUUUUUUUUUUUUUUAAAGUGUUUUGUUUUUCUGACUCACCUCAUAGGAAAUGUUAAGGCACACUGAGCCCCAUGGCCACAGCCACCUCGCGCCGCAAGCCUUGAAUUUUAUCCAAAGGCAUGCAGCAUUCCCCCGCCAGAGAGUCAAUCUCAAUGCCCAGAAAACAGACAAAAGGGACAAAAGUGACUGGGCCCACCGUCUUGUCGUGAGCCAACGGGACCCCAAACUGAUGGAACACCUCACUCAGAAUCCCCACAGCAUUGCACAGGCUGGCGAAUUGGCGGGACCCACACAAAGGAAAUCAUCGAGGUAGUGUAGCAAGGAGUCUAUUCCAGCUUCCUUCCUCACCACCCAGUCCAAGAAUGUGCUGAAGCAUUUAAAGUAAAAGCAGGAUAUGGAACAACCCAUAGGGAGGCACAUAUCCACAUAAUACCGGUCUUCAAAAACACAGCCAAGACACAACCAAGACCAUGGCGACCGCUGCGUCAAAGGACGCAUAAGACACUCGGCAGAGUUCCGAAGAGAUGUCAUCAUUCACCGAACCCCCCUGGGGUACGAUAAAUGGUGAAUCAGACGGUAUUUCCCUUGCUCCUUUUUGGGCACCACACCCAGGGGGGAGACCCGCAAAUCCGGGAGCAGGGGUCCCUAAAGGGACCAGCCAUCCGACCCAACGACACCUCCUUACUCAGUUUUUCCCGAACCACCCAUGGGAAUUCCCGGACCGACUGAAGGUUCAGAACCAGAGGCGCCGAGGCAACCGAUGCCAGCUUGGCCACCCACCCCAGAAGAGGGGGACCGUGACACCAGGAACCGCCAGAACCCCCCGUGGCUGCAGCGCUGAGGACCACACUGACCGAAGCUGACCAUCCAAUAGGGGGACCCUACCUGCUUGCGCAUCCUGCUCCCACUGAUCAAGAAAACCCCUAAGCCCUGACAGAAACCCCCCCAGCGAGGCUUCCCUAAUUGAAAAAAAGAAAAAUUUGUAAACUCACCAGCCGAUGCCCGAGGAACCUCCUGCGGCAAAGGAUAUGAAGAUGAUCCAGGUAGGACAGAGUUAACUUCAUUUUCAGUACUGCUCAGCCUUGCAGCAGUACCAGGUGCCAUCUGCUGGACGGUCCCAGGAACUGCAGCCACAGCAGCCAGAUCCUGUGAGAAGAGCAGCGGAGAGGAGGUAAGCUCUGCAGAGGAGGGCAGCGAGGUGAGUACCCAGGGGGGGCAGGAGUGACAUAGGGACCAGGAAUACAGGGAGUGCAGAAUUAUUAGGCAAAUGAGUAUUUUGACAACAUCAUCCUCUUUAUGCAUGUUGUCUUACUCCAAGCUGUAUAGGCUCGAAAGCCUACUACCAAUUAAGCAUAUUAGAUGAUGUGCAUCUCUGUAAUGAGAAGGGGUGUGGUCUAAUGACAUCAACACCCUAUAUCAGGUGUGCAUAAUUAUUAGGCAACUUCCUUUCCUUUGGCAAAAUGGGUCAAAAGGACUUGACAGGCUCAGAAAAGUCAAAAAUAGUGAGAUAUCUUGCAGAGGGAUGCAGCACUCUUAAAAUUGCAAAGCUUCUGAAGCAUGAUCAUCGAACAAUCAAGCGUUUCAUUCAAAAUAGUCAACAGGGUCGCAAGAAGCGUGUGGAAAAACCAAGGCGCAAAAUAACUGCCCAUGAACUGAGAAAAGUCAAGCGUGCAGCUGCCACGAUGCCACUUGCCACCAGUUUGGCCAUAUUUCAGAGCUGCAACAUCACUGGGGUGCCCAAAAGCACAAGGUGUGCAAUACUCAGAGACAUGGCCAAGGUAAGAAAGGCUGAAAGACGACCACCACUGAACAAGACACACAAGCUGAAACGUCAAGACUGGGCCAAGAAAUAUCUCAAGACUGAUUUUUCUAAGGUUUUAUGGACUGAUGAAAUGAGAGUGAGUCUUGAUGGGCCAGAUGGAUGGGCCCGUGGCUGGAUUGGUAAAGGGCAGAGAGCUCCAGUCCGACUCAGACGCCAGCAAGGUGGAGGUGGAGUACUGGUUUGGGCUGGUAUCAUCAAAGAUGAGCUUGUGGGGCCUUUUCGGGUUGAGGAUGGAGUCAAGCUCAACUCCCAGUCCUACUGCCAGUUCCUGGAAGACACCUUCUUCAAGCAGUGGUACAGGAAGAAGUCUGCAUCCUUCAAGAAAAACAUGAUUUUCAUGCAGGACAAUGCUCCAUCACACGCGUCCAAGUACUCCACAGCGUGGCUGGCAAGAAAGGGUAUAAAAGAAGAAAAUCUAAUGACAUGGCCUCCUUGUUCACCUGAUCUGAACCCCAUUGAGAACCUGUGGUCCAUCAUCAAAUGUGAGAUUUACAAGGAGGGAAAACAGUACACCUCUCUGAACAGUGUCUGGGAGGCUGUGGUUGCUGCUGCAUGCAAUGUUGAUGGUGAACAGAUCAAAACACUGACAGAAUCCAUGGAUGGCAGGCUUUUGAGUGUCCUUGCAAAGAAAGGUGGCUAUAUUGGUCACUGAUUUGUUUUUGUUUUGUUUUUGAAUGUCAGAAAUGUAUAUUUGUGAAUGUUGAAAUGUUAUAUUGGUUUCACUGGUAAUAAUAAAUAAUUGAAAUGGGUAUAUAUUUGUUUUUUGUUAAGUUGCCUAAUAAUUAUGCACAGUAAUAGUCACCUGCACACACAGAUAUCCCCCUAACAUAGCUAAAACUAAAAACAAACUAAAAACUACUUCCAAAAAUAUUCAGCUUUGAUAUUAAUGAGUUUUUUGGGUUCAUUGAGAACAUGGUUGUUGUUCAAUAAUAAAAUUAAUCCUCAAAAAUACAACCUGCCUAAUAAUUCUGCACUCCCUGUAGGGACAGAAGGGAUAGGAGGGGGGGAGGAGUGAGGGAGACAGAGAGAGAGCCAGGAGGGGGAGCAGAUAGAGGAUGGACACCCAGCCCAGCAGGAACAGUGGAGGAGGGAAAGGGGGCUCCAAAGGGUGAGGAAAGGGAUGGCAUCACAGGGGAGUUGGAGGGAACCCCAGAGAGAGAAGGAAUUGUGGACAGAACCCGGGAAGGAAUGGGGGACCCCCCCUGGCCGACCCUCAUCCCCAGAGAGCCCGGGGAGGACCCCCCUUCACCCCCCAACGGCAGCACAACCGUGCCCCUGAGGGGUCCACUCACCGCCACCGGCCCGGCUCUGGAUCUGCCAGUGCGCCGACCAUGUGGGGGUUGGGAAGGCCUCCCAGAUCCCCCAGGAUGCUCAGCAUGACUUCUGGUACCCCUGGCCCGCUGUCCACAGCUGGGGGGUGCACGGGAGGCGGCAGUAGUAGCAGGCCACGUGUCAGAUGGAGCUAACACGCGGGCCUGGCGGUGCCUUGGGCCCAGUCUCCGGCUCCUAUACCGGGACCGAGGUGAGGGAUCAGGGCUCAGCCGAGCAGGCGGGCGUGAGCUCCGGCCCAAGCUCCUGCGGCCUACAGGGGCUGUAGCCACGUGGGAUGCCACAGGAGAGGCCUGACCGUGGGGGGUGAGGUUGGAGGUGAGCAUAUUGCUCCCUUAAGUGCCUACCGCCAUCCAGGGCAGCAGCAGCUCUGAGGCCAGACAGGAUGCCUUCAAUAUCCAUAACACUACAAUGUUUGAUUGCUGUUAAAGUAAUAGUUGGUAGAAAUUGGAAAAGUGAAAAAGAUUAUGGUCAAACAAAAAUAAAUGCACAAUUGAUAUAUCAAUUAAAAAUGGAAAGAGGAUAUCCAGAUAUCCAGAAUCUAACCACUAACAGAUAGGUAAAAAAUAAGAAUGAGUAAUGAGAUAAGAUUCAUUGGGAACGCUUGAUGACUUUUUUUUUUGUUUGUUUGUGGAUUCUGUGUGCUUUGUCUCAGAUAAGAGUUACGUGUUAAUAUACACAUUCUCUGUAACAUUUUAAUAUUGGUAAUCCUAUCAUUGUUGCGUUUGUUUACUUGGGAAACUCAGUCCCUACGGACAGGUGCUGGGUUUCCACGUUUCUUGUACUUGAAAUGACAAAAAAUAAAAAAUGACGAUAUAAAUGAAAAAGGAAAAAUAAUAUUUUUGGAUAUAAUUUUCGAAUGAUUUAUCUACAAAAAUUCCCAUGGACUUUAAUGGUAACUUCUGUAGAUAAAUAAUAUGAAAAAUGUAUUAAAAAUAUUCAAGCUUUUGAGAAGCUUAUAAAAAAAAUAUUGAACUGAGGCCAGUGAUGGAAAGCAAAGCUGAUGGUAAUGUGAGAACAAAUGCUGAAAAGUUAAGUAUCCAUUUUAUCUUUUUUUUACUAUUACUUUGGAUUGGUUGUAUUUAUUAUGUUGUAUAAAUGAAUGGGAGCUGGAAUUAUUAGCUCUCUUCUGUGGAGAUUCUUUAAUAUUUAAAAAGCAUCAAAUGUCAUCAGUGUGCUUAAGUGCCAUUUCAAAAACUAAUAUUACAUACAAUAGUAUUUCUAAAAAUAAAUGCAAUAUUUAACUUUUUUUUUUAACUUGUAGUUUAUUGAAUAUUUUCCUUAUAAUAGGGGUACAAAAAGGAAAAAGGGAGGUGGGGGGGAGGGGUGUGAAACAAACACAUUUAUGUGUUUACAGGUCUCGUAUAUAAAUGUACCAUGAGUAUGAUACGGUCAACACAGUUUUAACAUAGGUCUAGCAUAGUGUUUUAACAGAUAUUUAUAUAGGCUUAUACUCCAUAUUUAGUACCAUAGUACCAUGUUAGGUGACACAUGUAAGUCACCUAUUGUGACAACUGUUUUAUCCAGUGCUACUCUUCAUCCGCUUAAUAUUUGCUUAUGUCUUAGAUAUAAAAAUAAGGUGUAAGCUAACAUGGUUAUCCUGGGCAUGUUUUAACUAUAUCUAUUCAGUGUCAGAUCUUCUCCGUCUACAUGUGUGUUCAACCUGUACAUUUCCAUCAUCGCCUAGCUGGUACUAUGAGGUGGGGAGUGGGUAUUGUUGUGGUUGUGGGUGUUGUGGGUAGACAGAGAAGCUUAGGGUGUCACAUCUCAUAUCUUUUUCUAGCUCCGUCCAUCUCUGACAAUUAUAUCUCGUGGUAGUGGUUUGCUUUAUUGUGGUAGCAGAUAGCAGUUCGUAUCGGAGAAAUUGCCUUGUUUUGAGCCAUAUCAUUGUUGUAGGUGGACAUUCCAUUUUUUUCCAGUGGCAUGCUAUAACAUUCCGUGUUGCUAAAAUCGUCAAUACCGUUAAUUGUUUAUCUGUGUGGGAUAAUGUACCUGGGAACAGUAGAAACAGGCCCAGUGUAGGUGUAAGUGGUGGGAGUUUGAUUCCCAUUUGUUCCCAAAUUUUUUGUGUUUCUAUCCAUAGUGGGUUAAUAUUUGGGCAUUCCCACCAUAUAUGUGUCAUCGUUCCCUUGUUUCUUCCGCAUCUCCAACAGUCAGGGGAGGUAUGGAGGUAUAUUUUGUGGAGUCUGUCAGGUUUAUAUUACCAUUAGUGAUGUCACGAACCGUUCGCGAACUUCCUGCGAACGGCUCGCCGCGAACGGUUUGUGGCGAACCGCUGCGAGCCGUUCGGGGGAAGUUCACGAACGGUUCGGGACAUCACUAAUUUCUAUCUGUAAAGAAGUUUUUUGUGAGCUUCAGUAUGGGAGUAACAUGUUGUGAUGCCUUUUAGAGCUUGAAGUGAGGUUAACCAUUGUUUAUCUGUGGUGGAGUAAGUACAUUCUCUUCCCCACUGUGUACGAUAUUUAAAUUCCGAGGGCAUCAUCUGGUUUCUCAGUGUAUUGUAGCAUACAGAUAGGGUUUUGUUUUUGACUGGUGAGUGAUGACAACGGUUAUAUAAGAGUGGAAGAUCCUGGUUUGGAGUGUGUGUGGUUGGUGGAGGGUGCACUACUUUGUUCGAUAUCAAGCUUUUUAGUUGGAGAUAUGGGAAAAUAAAGGAUGGAGGUAACUGGAAUGUGUUUUGCAAUUCUGGAAAAGAUGUUAUGGCUCCUUGUUGGCAAAUAUCUGUGAUACGGGCAACCCCUAGUUCUUUCCACUUGUGUAGGGACAGCCACGGGGAGAUAGAGUUAAGGGCUGUGAUAGGUGCCCAGGCGGAGAAGUUUGAGUUGGUCAUGUGGGAGCGGUGAAGGUGGUCCCAGGACUGUAUUGCGUAUUUAGUGAGGGGUAGAAGUAUCUUGUGUUUGUCUCUAAGGUGUUUAGGUGUCCACAUAUAGUCUGUUGCUGAGUUUUUGGGAUCAUAUUCGUUUUCAAGAUCUACCCAUUGUAGUGUGUGUUUUGGUGCAUGAAGUUUAAUUGCAUUUUCAAGGAGUGCGGCUCUCUGGUAGGUUGCAACGUUGGGGAACCCCAAUCCACCUUCUUUAUUAGGGGACUGUAGGAGAGAUAGAGGUAGUCUAGGCUUCUUUUUUUCCCAGACGUAAUUUGAUAGUAUGUUUUGAGUUUGUUUGCUCAAUGUGGGUGAGAAGGGUAUCGGUAACAUCCGAAAUACAUAGAGCAACUUCGAGAGUACAAUCAUUUUUACUGCAGUAAUCCUGCCCAACCAUGACAACAUGACAUCCAUCCAUUUGUGUAGAAUUUGUUUACACAUUUGUGGUAGGGUGGAUAAAUUAAGUGGCAAUAUUUUACUUUUAUGGUGCACUGAAAGGUAAUUAUAAACUGUAUGCUGAGUAUACAUGAUAUCCCAUUUAUAUUCUUUUUUCUCAUAAUACAAACACACCCUCAAGGGCUCUCAUAUAACAUUUCUCAGUUGGAAGUGGCUUGGCUUAAUUACUUUCUAAGAACUUGUAUAGAACAAUGUCAGCUUAGACAAACUGUCUUUUAUACACAAAGGGAUAUCUAUAAAACAUAUUUGAUGAGACAAUGAGAACACUGUGCUCCACCGAUGAAUGACAGAGGUAAUUAGUACAGUUUAUGAAUACGAAAGCUCUUUCACCCUCCAAAUCACAGUCCCAGAAAAUAAAGUACCUUUGCAAUCCUCAUUUCACUGAAAAAGUUAGACUGUGCUGCAAAGAAGUAGGGCCUAGCAUCUUUGGAACUACAAUUUGUUUGGAUUGUCAUUAGCCUCUACAAAGCUAACCAUGUCAUUGAGAUUUUUUUAGAUCAAAAGCAAAUCAUAUGAAAUUCUCACUGAACAGGGACAAUGGGAUUUGCCCUUUUUACAGUACCCGUUCAGAAAGGUCCAACAUUGAUUUUAAAACACUUCUGCUAUUACAGGGAAAACUGAUACACUUAUUACACCAGUUAUAUUCUAUUGAAGUGAAUCCAACCAUAGCAAAUGUGACUCUUAAUUACAUAGUUACAUAGUUACAUAGCUGAAAAGAGACUUGCAUCCAUCAAGUUCAGUCUUCCUCACAUUUGUUUUUUGCUGUUGAUCCAAAAGAAGGCAAAAACAAACCAAGUUUGAAACACUUCCAAUUUUGCAACAAGCUAGGAGAAAAAUUCCUUCUUGACCCCAGAAUUGCAGUCAGAUUUAUCCUUGGAUCAAGCAGUUAUCACCCUACUUUACUGAGUAAGAUACAGUAUCUAUUUACCAGAAAAAUUAUACUAUUGCUAUAGAACCUUUACUUGGUUUACUAUAAUGUGAGUGUCUUUCUAUGUAUUGCAUUUAUUAUAUAUAAUCCCUUUUCUACCUUUUACUGGCAGCCUUGGGUAUGGCUCAGUGUCUCCCCUACUACGAGGUUCCUCACAGGAGCCAAAACUUGUGCUUAGCAAUCGAGAUUAUGAAAUCCAAAUAGUGCCCUCACCCAUGGCUUCUUGGGGAACCAAUGGCACUGAGAUGAUGUUCUUUAUUCUAAACAGGCAAACAGAUAUAAGAUACAACUCCUUUGUAUCAGAAAGAAAAAAAGUGGGUUUCAGGGCAGAUAUUUCACUAAAGCGAGAUAAUUCAAAAGUAAUUUCAAAUUCGAAGUAUAUAUAGCCAAUCUGAAAAACAUUUCAGUAAGUUAUACUUCCAGUUUGGCUUUAUUGACCUUAAAUUUGAAAUUUACUUUGCAUUCGCUUUUAAUUUUCACUAUAGUGAAUAACCCUUCAAGAUUUUCUAUGUAACUUUCACAGUUUCAAAAUUCUAAAGAUCUGUAUAAAGUGGAUGUUUGCAUUCUUGGAGCUAAGUCAAACUAUAUGUCUGCUGCUAGAUAGUAAAUCUCAUUAACCCCUUAAGGACCGAGGACGGUUCAGGACCGUCAUCGGCAUUUUUGCCUUGAGGACCGAUGACGGUCCUGAACCGUCCUAACGGUCAGAGCUACUUACCUGAUCGCCGUCGUUCCCCCGCCGGCGAUCAGCAUGGCUCCGGUUGUGGGGAGACUACCUGCAGCCCAGACAGUCUCCCCACGGCAGAUUAGGACCCCUGUGGCCAUGUGAUCGCUUAACACAGCGAUCACAUGGUCACAAUAGGUGUCCAUGUGUCUGCCUGCAGGGGGACUGUCUGUGCUGACAGGCAGUCUCCCUGCUAGUGUAAAAUCAAAAAAAAAAUAAAGUUAGUGUUAAUUAAAAAAAAUAAAAUAAUUAUAUAUGUGUAUAUAUGAUAUAUAGACAUAUAUUAUAUUUAUAUAAUAUAUGUCUAUAUAUCAUAUAUAUAAUGCCAUACUAAGUGUAUUUUUAUAUUAAUAUGUACUUAUAUUAAUAUAAAAAUACACUUAUAAUUAAAUUACACACGUAUAUAUAUAAUAUAUAUAAUAACUAUAUAUAUUGUAUAUAUAUAUUAUUAUAAAAUAUAAAUAAUAAGUAAUUUAAAUUAAAUAAAAAAUUUUUAAAAUAAUAAUAAAAAAUUUAAAAAAAAUUAUAUAGCUAUAUGAAAUUUUAUUCUAACUGUAUUUUAAAAUUAAUAUAUAUAUAUUUAUAUCAAAAUACACUUAGAAUGAAUUUGUAUAUAUAUCUAUGUAUAUAAAAAUAAAUAAAAAUAAUAAGAAAUAUACAUACGUCCAUAUACAAAAUUACAUAAAUAAUUAUAUAAAUAUACACGUAGACUUCAAAUAUAUAAAUAUGCAUAUAUAUUUAAAUUCUACGUGCGUAUUUAUGUAAUAUUUUUACAUAAUUCAGUAAUUUUAUUGAUUGCAAUUUGAGGGACCUGCCUGCCAACCCAGGCCGAAAUUCCAGAGAAUUUAAUUUGCUAGCACUGUAUUUUACCCUGUAAUGUUCUACGACACCCUAAAACCUGUACAUGGGGGGUACUGUUUUACUCGGGAGACUUCGCUGAACACAAAUAUUAGUGAUUCAAAACAGUAAAACAUAUCACAGCGAUGAUAUUGUCAGUGAAAGUUACUUUUUUUGCAUUUUUCACACACAAACAGAACUUUUACUGAUGAUAUAAUUGUUGUGCUACGUUUUCCAGUUUUUAAACACUAAUAUUUGUGUUCAGCGGGGCGGGAUGUGGACGUGACGACGUCAGGGAUACGUGGGGUGCGUAGCGUGGCGUGCACGCCGCUGGGUUAAGCCGAGCUGGAGUCCCACUUGGGGAAGAGGCGAAACGCCGAAUAAAUACCGGAGAUAUAGCAUAGACACUCGAUGCAUGUCCCCACAAGAGCGGUAAUCCAAGUCCACACUGAAGGGCUCGGUUGCUGUGCGGGCUGAAUAUACACGACCGAAGGAAAAUCUGUACCAAUUUGCUUCCUCGUUUUUAUUACAACUCUGUCUCACAGCAAGACAAGGUAGUUGGAAUGGCAGUGUUCUUGAAAACUGUUGUGGAAGUGUGCCUGAAUCAAAGACGCUGAUUUUCAGAGUGUUUGGCAAAUAAAAGGUAGAGUGGAAUUUUUUAUACUGGAGCAGAGGUGAGCACAAAAGCUAAGAGUGCAAUGAGAUUUCAGUCUCACUGAAUUAAUAAGAGUUGAUAUGACACACUUAUAGUUGAUAAAAAAAAAAAAAAUUCGAGCAAAUAAUAUAUUGAAUAAUGCACUAUAAGGGAGUAACAUUGCCAAUUAUACUGCAUGUGUAAUUUAUAACGCUGUGGAUGCGAGCUUAGAUCCAAGAAGACGCUUGCUAAGGUGACUGGCAUAUAAAGAGACUGAGUGGAAUUUUAUAUUUCCUAUUUGAAAUAGAGGAAGCAUUAGAGUUACAUGAGACUGGUAAAUAAAGUGAAAGAGCUGAACCCUAUUCUUGAAGUAGAGGCGAGCACCAGAUGUAAAUGUGCAAUUAAACUCUGAGCCAUAUAGACAUAUUAAGAACUUGUUUGAGCUGUAUACUAUUGAAUUGUUAAGCACUCGAGUGGAUGCCAUACUGCUGAAUUAAUCAAGUACGAAAAGGCAUAGCACGUUUAAUAAUUGGAAUCAUAAGAUCUAAAACUGAACCAUUAUAGUUAAAGGAAAGUUGAAUUUCUUUGUUAAAUUGGGGAAAACAAAUAAAUAAAAAUAAAAAAAUAGAAAAAAAAAAAAAUAGAAUGACAACAAGGAAAACAGCGGAUCAGAAACAAGACUUGAAGUCUCUUUCAAAAAAAGACUGCGAAAAAAAAGAAAAACAGGAAAAGAGACUUUCAAAUUUUUUUAAUGCUCCAGUAGAUAAAAGCACUUCGGAAUCCUCUUUGAUCUCCACGCCAAACAAAAUGCCUUUAAGUAAGCACACAGGAGAUUUAAAGGAGACAGAACCACAAGAAUCUCCAGAGGAACUAACGAUCACUCAAGCAUAUUUAAAACAAUGUUUAGAUCAACAAUUGGAUCAAAUAAAAUUAGAAAUGCAGGGGAACUUUGUAAAUCUAAAGCAGGAAAUAAUAUCCAUUGGACAAAAAGUUAAAAUAAAUGAACAGAAAAUAGAAAAUUUGGAAUUCCUCCUACAGAAGCAAAAAGAAUCUAUAGAGAAACAACAAAUGAAGAUUAAUGAACUGGAGGAGAGAUUAACUAACAUAGAAGAUAGAGGAAGAAAAAAUAAUUUAAGAAUAAGAAACAUACCAGAAUCUAUUUCGCAAGGUUAUUUGGCAAAUUUUCUUGCGGAAUUUUUUGAAGCUCUCAAAAUCAACAUCGAUGAUAAAAGGGACUUUCUUGAAAGAUCUCAUCGGUUAAAUAAACCAAGAACACUUCCAGAUGAUCUUCCAAGAGAUAUAAUUAUCGCCUGCCAUUCCUACUCAUUUAGAGAAAAAUUUUUAAAAGCAGCAAGACAAACGGAAAGAGAUCAAGGCAAAUUUAAAGAUAUAAAAGUUUUUCCAGAUUUAUCCUUCCAAACAAGGCAAGCGAGAAAACAAUUUAUUCCAGCUACUCUGCGUUUGAGGGAAAAAGACCUAAAAUAUCGAUGGGGAUUUCCAACUAAACUUAUAGUUACUAAGGAUGGGACUAUAUACAUAUUUGACUCACUUGAUAAGGUCACAAAGUGGUUGAAAAAUUUGGUUUAAUUAUGGUAAUAACUUGAAUAAGUAAGAUUCAGCUCUCUGAUCAAUCUAGAUUUAACCCCUACUAGACUUUACUGGGAAAGGUUUAAUAGUUUUGUUAAAGCAUUAUGUAUCACUUUAGGGAUUUAUGAUUAAGCACUGAUGAAAUUAAUAUGUGGGUAUGGUGAAGAAUGUUUAUUAUAAGGGAAAACAUUUAGAGUAGUACAAGUUAUAGAAUAAAUGAUAGUAAGAAUGCAAAAAUUGGUGAAUUUAAAUAGGUAAGAUAUGUGGAUUAUUUUCACAAUGUAGCACUAAAUAAGUAAAUCUAAAAUAAAAUAAUAGAUAUAAGUGGCACUUACAAAAAUGGAUUAAAUGAAAGUAGGUAGAAUUAUAAUUAUAGAGAUUAAAGUAUUGGAAUAGCAGGGAUGAUCACUGGAGUUACUUUAGGAUAUUUUUAAAAUUAUUGAAACACGGAAAUUUUAUUGAGACUAUAGAAAGAUAAAAUAUCUGCACUUGGGAAAUAGUUAUAUGCACUUGGAAAAUAAAAAUGGAAAUGUUUGUUAGUAAGUAAGUAAUAUUUUCACAAAUAGUUUUAAGACAGAAGUAUGGGAAAAGUUGGUAGGGAUUUGUAAAUAAUGAGAAGAGGAGAGAACUGGAUAGAUUCUUUAAUAUAAACAGAAGAGUCUAAAAUGUUGAUGUAGAGAAGCUUUGUAAUAAAUGCUUGGUGGGGGGAGGUAAUGCGGUAUGGUAGUAGGCGAAGACAAUAGGCAAAAUUAAGGGACGCUCCUAGCUCAGCUUUUAAUUUUUCCUCAUUUAGGAAUUUUCUAUAUGAGGACUAGACUCCAUUUAGGGGAUUUUUCCCUUUUGGAUCUAUACCCAGAGGUUAAUACUCAGGGUUUGUUGAAUGAUUGCCUCUUGUAUAUGAGAGGACGGGGUAUGUUUGGUAUGAAAGUGGUAGUUGUGAAGGGGGCUCAUCCUCAGAAUAGAAAGAAGUUCAGAAAUAACUUUAAUAAGUACAAAGGUGAUGGUUAUCAGAUUUGGAAGAAUCCCAAGAAGAGAUUAAAAAAGAGAAAUGGUUAAAGUUAUAUCGUUAAAUGUUCAGGGUUUAAAUUCCCCUAGUAAACGAGCAAUUUUGUUCGAUUAUAUUAAGAAAGAAAAAGCUCAUAUCAUCUUUUUACAGGAGACACACUGGAAAAGAGAUGAUAAGUUAAGAUUCAUUCCACAAAGUUUCUCAACAGUAAUAUCUGCCACAUUAGAGAAUCAGAGGAAAAGAGGAGUAGCCAUUAUGAUAAGUGAAGACUUAGAUGCUAAAAUCAUAUAACAAGAAUCAGAUGAAGAAGCUAGAUUUAUUAUAGUGAUAAUUAAAAUCCAAUCAGAAAUUUAUACGUUAGUAAAUGUGUAUGCGCCUAAUAAUCCCUCUAAUAAAUAUUUCUAUGACCUUUUUGAUAAAGUAGAUAAAAUAAAACAGGGUAAAUUACUUUUGGCGGGUGACUUUAACCGGCUACCAGAUGUAAAUAUGGAUAGAAAAACUUUAAAUCCUGAGGGGUCAAUUAAAGGAGUAACUGCAAAAGCUGUACAAUUUCAAAGGAUAAUUAAGAAAUAUGGAUUUAUAGAUAUAUGGCGAGUGUUUCAUCCACUGGAGAGGGAUUUUACAUGCUUCUCCAGAGCAUAUUUCUCAUACUCAAGAAUUGACUUAUUUUUGGGUAGUGUUGGAUUUAUUAAUAGUACUAAAAAAGUUCUUAUAGAUGAAGUAACUUGGUCCGAUCAUAAUGCCAUAAUCUUGGAAUUGGAUAUAGUUGAUAAUAGUGCAAGACGAACUCAUUGGAGAUUAAAUGAUAAUAUUCUUUCCAGUAAGGAAAACAGAGAAUAUAUAGAGGAGAUGAUAGAUAGUUUUUUUCAGGAAAAUGAGGGGGGAGAAGUGUCACUUCCGAUGGUCUGGAACGCAUAUAAAUGCGUCAUAAGAGGUUACUUAAUUAAGUUAGGUACAAUCGAUAAAAAAAAGAAGGGAAGACCCCUGAAGGAUUUAUAUUAUAACCUAUCGAAUGAAAAUAAAAUUUUACCAACUCAGGAGAAAAGUAUAAAUAUGCUAUUAUUGCAGAAUCAAAUAAAUGAAUUAUUAAUUGAGGAAAAAAAGAGAAAUCUCCAAUUCCUAAAGAUCAAUUGGUAUUAUAAGAGCAACAGGGCGGAUAGGCUGCUUACAAAUAAAUUGAAAAAUAAAAAACAAAUGAGGAGGAUUUAUAAAAUCGAGGUAGGAAAAGAAAUGCUAUUAAGUCCGAAAAAAAUUGGGUCAGCUUUUAAUGACUAUUAUAGUCGAUUAUAUAACUUAGAAUCAGUGGGACAACAACCUCCAUCUUCAGAUUAUUUUAAAAAUAAAAAAAUGCGAAAAAUAACUAGGGAACAACUUAAUGAGAUAAAUAAACCAAUAACCCCAGAUGAAGUUAUAGUAGUUAUAAACAAGUUACAGAUAAAUAAAGCCCCUGGUCCAGAUGGUUAUUCAAAUAAAUUUUAUAAAAUAUUUAAAGAUACUCUUUCGAUUCGUCUUGCUAAGAUAUUUAAUAUAAUAGUGGAAAAUUGUGUGUUUCCUAGGGAGAUGCUUCAAGCGAAUAUCGUCCCUAUUUUGAAGCCGGAUAAAGAUCCAGCUAAAUUGGUGAACUACCGUCCAAUAUCUCUUUUAAAUGGGGAUGUAAAGAUUUAUGCCUCAAUCAUUGCAGAUCGAUUAAAAACAUGUAUUCCGACUUUAAUACAUCAGGAUCAAGCUGGAUUUAUAUAUGGCAGAGCAGCAUCAGACGGAUUAAGAAGAAUUAUUGAUGUACAUGAUGCAGCGAAUAGGAAAAGAGCCCCCCUUCUGACCCUGUCACUAGAUGCUGAGAAAGCGUUUGACAGGGUCAGAUGGGACUUUCUGGGAAGCACAUUGAAAUCAUAUGGCAUAGUAGGAACAGUUUAUGAUGCCAUUAUGGCACUAUACACAGUUCCUUCGGCAAGGACUAUUGGCCCUGGGAUAGAGGCAGAUUGGUUUACUAUUAAAAACGGAACCAGGCAAGGAUGUCCUCUUUCCCCGUUACUUUAUGUUUUAACUAUUGAGCCUCUUGCAGAAGAUAUAAGACAAAACGGAAAGAUUGAGGGGUUUUGGCUUAAUAAUUUAGAACAUAAGAUUAAUCUAUACGCUGAUGAUGUCAUGCUUAUGAUGCAGAAUCCUAGAUCAUCACUGCCGGAAUUGAUAAGAAUACUAGACCACUAUAGUGUAUUCUCAAAUUAUAAAUUAAAUAUUAAUAAGACCACAAUAAUGACAACUAAUUUACCUAGGGAAGAUAAGGACUUUAUUAAAACAUCCUAUGAUUUUGUCUGGGUUAAGGAAUAUAUCUCAUUUCUUGGCAUAAAAAUAACAAGAGACAUAAAUAGAGUUAUUGAAGUUAAUUUUCUCCCUCUUAUAAAAAAUACUAAUAAAAUAUUAAAAGAAUGGGCUGGCAGGGAGAUCUCUUGGAUAGGCCGUAUAAAUACUAUUCGAUCAUAUAUUUUGCCUAAAUGGAAUUAUCUCUUUAGAAUGAUACCUAUACAAGUUCCCAAUCCUUGGUUAAAAAUGAUACAGUCAGCUUUUUCUAAAUUUAUUUGGAAAGGUAAAAAACCAAGAAUAAGCUUACAGUUAAUAUCUAAGAAAAGAAAGGAUGGAGGUCUUGCUGCCCCAAAUAUAAUAGAAUAUCAUGAUGCAUGUAUGUUGGCCCAUACUGUUAAUACAUUAAGUAUGGAUCAAAAAGAUCAAUCUUGGCAUCAUAUAGAGCAAUCACUAGUAGAGACAAGCAGCCUAUCCUCCCUGUUUUGGACAACAAGGAGGAAUUUAAAAAAAAAUAAUUUGGUUUAUCCAGAAAAUUCGACAAUUGUAGAUAGUAUAUGGAGAUUCUGGUAUAAAUUUAAGAAAAAUUAUAAAAUAGAAUAUAGAAUAUUCCCUUUCCUACCCAUGGAGGUGAUUAAUAAUAAUAUUGACGAUAUUAAUAUUAGAGGUUGGAUACAAAAAGGUAUUACGCAUAUUCAACAAAUUAUAGAUAUAAAGGAUCUUAAGUCAUUUAGCCAGUUACAGGUAGAAAUCGGGAUUGAAAGUAAGGAGGUAUUCACAUAUUUAAGAGUUAAGUUUUAUUUGACGAAAUUCUUGGAUAUUCAGCUUAAUAAAAAUAUAAGUAACAUUAAGAAGAUUAUGGAAACAUAUAGAACUAAAGGUCAUAUUUCUAGAUGUUAUGAAUUUUUAAAGCUAUCCCAGAAGGCCCCUCUCUGGAAAUCUAAGAGUAAGUGGGAAAAAGAUUUACAAAUAGUAAUUCCCGAACAAGAUAUGAUAAACGCGAUAGAGAAAGUUAAUAAAUCGGUACACUGCUUGAAUAUAGUAGAGAAUUUUUAUAAACUCCUAAAUAGAUGGUAUAUGGUCCCAGAAAAACUGGCUAAAAUGUAUCUAGAUCAGAGUUCUUUCUGUUGGCGAUGUGAAGAUGGGAAAGGAGAUUAUCUCCAUAUUUGGUGGCAUUGUACAGUUUUAAGUAAAAUAUGGAAGGAGGUAUACAAGCAGAUUUAUAACUCAUGUCAGCUAAAUAUACCCUUUACACCACAAAGUUUUUUGUUACACCUGGGAUGGCCUUCUAUGUCUCCUGAGAAACAAAUGCUGAUAAUACAUAUUUUAAUGGCAGUAAAGUUAGCGGUGGCUAGAAACUGGAAAAGUAAAAAAGAAAUACAGUGGAGUGAAAUUAAAACACAAGUAAUAUACCAAUGUAAGAUGGAAAAGGGAAUAAUUUUAGGCAACACUGUAGGUUUGAAGAAAUACAGCAAAUGGGAAAUAAUGGUUGAUAAUUUUAUUACUAACUAUUAGAACUUAUAAUUCUGAGGAUAUGAGCUUCCUCGAAUGUGAGAUUGAUUCGCGAGGAACUUUAGUAACAACGUACCUUAUGUGAAGGAUGGGAAAAUUGGAUAGUGUAGGUUUGGUUCCCCGGGAUUGUAUGUAUGUGCGAAUGGAACGUUUUAGGCUUUUUUUACUUACUUUUUUUUUUCAAUUUAUGUGAAUUAUAGAUAUGAAUAUUUAAAUCCGUUUUAUAAGGGAAAUGUUGUUUAUAUAUGGAAACAUAUUAGAAAUGUAAAUGUUGCAAUAGAGGUAUUGAUUACAUCAUGUAAAUUGUGAAAUUUUGAAAAAAUAAAAAUAUGAUAAAUGUUAAAAAAAAAAAAUAUUUGUGUUCAGCGAUGUCUCCCGAGUAAAACAGUACCCCCCAUGUACAGGUUUUAUAGCAUUUUUGAAAGUUACAAGGUCAAAUAUAUGGGUCAAAUAUUUUUACAUUGAAAAUGGCCAGGUUGGUUACGUUGCCUUUGAGAGCGUAUGGUAGCCCAGGAAUGAGAAUUACCCCCAUGAUGGCAUACCAUUUGCAAAAGAAGACAACCCAAGGUAUUGCAAAUGGGGUAUGUCCAGUCUUUUUUAGUAACCACUUGGUCACAAACACUGGCCAAAAUUAGCGUUCAAUUUAGUUUUUUUACUUUUUUCACACACAAAUAUGAAUGCUUACUUUGGCCAGUGUUUUCGACUAAGUGGCUACUAAAAAAGACUGGACAUACCCCAUAUUGAAUACCCUGGGUUGUCUACUUUAAAAAAAAUAUGUACAUGUGGGGUGUUAUUCAGAGAUUUAUGACAGAUAAUAGUGUUACAAUGUCACUAUUGAUAAAUUUUAAAAAUGUAUGUUUUGAAACCGCAAUAUCCUACUUGUACCUAUAGCCCUAUAACAUGCAAAAAAAAGCAAAAAAGCACGUAAACACUAGGUAUUUUUAAACUCAGGACAAAAUUUUGAAUCUAUUUAGCAGUUUUUUUCAUUCGCUUUUGUAGAUGAGUAAAAGAUUUUUCAAGUAAAAGUCAAAAAACAUGUAUUUUUUUCAAUUUUUCAUCAGAUUUUUUUAUUUUUUUUAAAUUAAAAUACAUGAGAUUAUAUAAAUAAUGGUAUGUAAAGAAAGCCCCUUUUGUCCUGAAAAAAACAAUAUAUAAUUUGUAUGGGAACAGUAAAUGAGAGAGCGGAAAAUUACAGCCAAACACAAACACCACAAAAGUGUAAAAAUAUGCCUGGUCGCAAAUGUACAACAUUGCAAAAACAGUCCAGUCCUUAAGGGGUUAAAUACAAUAUUUAAAUAAACAAUAAUAAUCAGUGUAAAUGGGAAACAGUCACAUGUGGGACUUUGGAACAACAUCAUGCAGUAAUGACAUCACCCCUGACAUAGAAUUGCUUUGAAGGUUAGUGCAAGGAGACCUGACAUGGGCUAGGACCCCAUGUGGGGUCGUGGAAAGUACUGGGUGUGAUUUUGGAACGUAGCCCAGAGAACCUUGUAAAUGUGAGAGAGAAAUAACACAUGUACUUACAUAAUUUGUAACCACAUAAAUGCAUAUACUUAGUGUUAAUUGCACAGUUCGUUGUGGAAGUUUUGUUGGGAUUGCAGGAUAUUAAUGCUGUGGGUGCAACUUUGUUGCCGCAUGUCUGGGGUUAAUACUGUUAGGGCAGGGUUAUAACAGUAUAGUGUGGGGAUAAUACAGGAGGUGUGGAGUAUAUAAAUAUAGAUUAAACAACACUGAAAUAAUUCUAAGAUUUAGUGUCACAAUGUGAUUCAUGGGAUAUGUUAGGGCUUAGAAAUGGACAUAGAGUGUGGCAUAAGGUAAGGUUUUGUUAUAGUUUAAACUUCUUAAGAAAGCGUGAAAGAAAUAUUAAUUCAUGGUUGUCGCACCCUUCAGGAUCCAUAAUGGAAUAAUACCCUCAUGAAGAUAAUUUACCAACAGGGACCAUUUCCCUGCUGGGUACUGGGAAUCAACACCUGGGACUCCUCUGUCAGCUGUUGCCACAGCAAGUGAGCUGUGCUCAGUACUCAAAUUGAGUGCUUGUCUCAGCCCUUGAAAUUACCAUGGAUAAACGACCAUGUUCUUCCAUUGUAGUGUUUGGCGAAUCCAUUACUAACAUCAUCAGGGCUUCCCUCUGCGAGAUGGAGACCUGUGGGAACUGAGAAGAUCGUGAUUGAGCCUUCCUCCAAGCUCUCUACAGCACGAUCACUGGCUUCUUGCCUAGUGCUGAUUAACAUGUUGUAACUGCAGGAAAUAAACCCUCGCACUCUGCACUCUAAGGGAAUACUUCUGCUGAAUCUAGGGAUAGGGUUAGGAUUAGCGUUCAGCUUUGUCAGUGUUCAUGAUUAGUUAGUGUUUACGGGUGGGCAAAGUUAGGGUUAUUGUUACUAUCCUCUUAGAUAGUAUUCAUGUUUAGGGUUAGUGUUACUGCAAAAGGUUAGAGUUAUUGUUACAUUAGGGUUAUACUGCCAAGUCUAAUGGGUUGGCUAAAUAGGUCCAUCUUCACUUGUUUUAUAAAAAACAAGGAAACAAGCAAACAAAACAAAAAAUGAAAAACCCUGCAAUACAUAUCCAGGCAUUCAUAUGAGAUUCAAAUGGAAGAAAAAAUACAAAAAUAUAAUGGAUAGUGAGUAGCUGUGUAUUUUGUGUUGUGUGCUUGAUACAUAUGAGAUUGUUGUACUCAGAAGAUGUUGCUGAGUACAGUUUAUGGAAUUUUAUCACAGCGGCACCCAUGAGCUUUAAAAAAAAUGUGCAGCAAAAAUACGUGUAUGUAAAAAUUAUAUCAUUGAACUUACAUAGUUUCAUAAUUACAUAGCUCAAAAGAGAUGAGUGUCCAUCAAGUUUAGUCUUUCUCACAUUCGAUUUGUGCUGUUGAUCCUGAAAAAAAAAUGCAAAAAACCCAGUCUGAAGCACUUCCAAAUGAGCAACAAACUAGGGGAAAAUUCCUUCUUGACCCCAGAAUGGCAGUCAGAUAUCUCCUUGGAUAACAACUAUAACAAAUAAUAUACCUGUAUAUUAUGUUUUUGCAGCUGUUUAUCUAAUUGCUGUUUAAACAUCUGUAUAGACUCUGAUAAAACCACCUCUUCAGGCAGAGAAUUCCACAUACUUAUUGUUCUGACUGUAAACAUCCUUUCCUUUGCAUUAGACUAAAUCUCCUUUCUUCCAGUCUAAAUGCAUGGACCUCCUAUGUAUAGUCCUAUUUCUGAAUAGCUUUCCGAACAAUGGUUUGUAUAUAUUUGAAUAAUGCUAUCAUAUUCCCCAUGUGCCGCCUUUUUUUCAAAGAUAAUUAAAUUUGGUAACCUCUCUUCACAACUAAAAUGCUCCAUUCCUUUUUUCAACUUUGUAGCCCUCCUCUGCACUUUUUCUAGUGUCAUCAUAUCCUUCUUUAGAACAGUUACCCAAAAUCGUUGCCCAAUAUUGCACAGCAUAUUCAAGGUGUGGUAUUACCAGUGAUUUAUUAAGAGACAAAAUUAUAUUUUAAUUCCGAGAAAUAAUGUCUCUAUUUAUACAUGACAAUACCUCACUGGCCUUAGCAACUGUUGAUUGACAUUGCAUAUUGCAGCCUAGUUUAUUGUCUAUAAUAAUUCCAAAAUCUUUCUCAUUUGUUGUUAUCCCUAGUUCACUACCAUUUAGGGUAUGUUACUUGUGCAUUCUAUACUCCAAAGUGCAUUACUUUGCAUUUUUCCACAUUAAAUUUCAUCUGCCAUUUGAGUGCCCAGUUGCCUAAUCUAUGUAAAUUCCACUGCAGCAAAGCAAUAUCCUUCUCACAUUGUAUUACUUUGCAGAGUUUUGUGUCAUCUGCAAACACUGAAACAUGGCUUUCAAUGCCUUUUUCAAGAUCAUUUAUAAAUAUGCUGAAUAGAAGUGGUCCCAGAACAGAACCCUGAGGGACACCACUUACCACUUACAUAUAAUGCAAUUAGGUUAGUCCUCAGUGCUUUUUUCACUAAAGAGUUUAUGACAGUGAAUAUGCUGUAAAGAUGCCCUUAUCUUAUUGAAAUUAAUAUGACAAACCUUGAAAGGAAAUAAUAAAAGAUGGCACCUCAAUGAAGCUCAACAUUUAUCAUGUGAAAGUCCCCAUGGUUUCUACAAUAUUAUGCAUUAAUGGAGUAAUUAAAUGUAUGAGCUACUAAAGUGCACCAUAGAUCUAUCUUCACUUUGCUAUUUCUUCUUUUGAAAACCUGCAGUGGGCAGGUUAAUUAUUCAGCCUUCAUUUUCACAAAAACUUGACAAAGGUAAGUGGUGGGGGUCAGCCUGUACUCGGACAUUGUAACUGAGAACAAUGUAGUGAUUUUAAUAUUAGUAGCACAUAUCGAGUUUUACAAAAUAAAGUACUAAAAUGCAAUGUGUACGUAAAACAAUUUGAAAAUAACACCAUCAAUUUGAAAGAAAUUGGGGAAGAAAUGGGGUGCAAUACGGUUCAAAAUAUGUAUGACCUGUGGUGUCUACUUUUACAGAUUGCAAGCAUUUAUGGGGUAAUUUAAUUUGUCAAAAUGCUUUAAUGUUCAAAAGUUAGGAUUUGGCCAAUCAUCCAUCUAUCAAAAUUAUAACUAUGGAAAUUGAAGUAGUCAGGUCUCUUACAUGGCACUGUAAUUUCUCAAGAAGCAAAGGCAAAUACUGUGGGUAUUGUUUUACUCAGAAUGAUUAGCUGAACAAUAUUUGGGGGGGAGUGGGUGGGUUAAUUACAGCAGCAUAGAUCAGUUUACAAAAUGGCCAGCAAAAAUGCAAUAAAAAAAAUCACCACAAACGUUAGCAUAAAUUGGUGUAGAAUAUUACAUAUUUUAUGUUCCUAUUCAUAUACAUAUUAAGGUAUGAUUUACUCAUGGGUUAAAAAGAGCAGAUGAUAGUUUGCUAUUAUGUACCAUAAGGACUCUGAAAUGUGCUGUAUAGGGUGAUUGGGGAUAGUGUCCUUAUAUGGGUAGUGUCCUUAAAUGGCCAGAGUUUAAUUUAAAAGUUAUGACAUCAUUUUGCCUAUUUAAGGACCACUCUCUCCUACUCUCUGCUCUUCUCUCCGGGAGUAUCAAUGACUUGCUGAUACAAAGAUGACUUACAUCAAAGAUCUCUCUCUCUCUGCAAUGUCGUUAAGAAAUACCACCUGUUAAGUAUAUUAUUGUUAGCUUUUGGAGUAGAAUAAAUGCAUAUUUUUUUAUAAAGAACGUUGGAUUACGUAUUAGUAUUUUUGGGUGAUAUAGAUGUAUAUUAACCCAUUAACCCAAGAAGAUAUAUACAUAAAAGACUUGUUUCAAUCACCCUGUAACACAUAAAUCAAUAUAUUACAAUUGUGAAACAAAAGGGCAGCUCUGCAAGGCAUUACAUACACCAAAUGACAUUCCCUGUACUGUCUUCUUUUACAAAUGGUGGUCCUUUGUGGGGUUAUUUGAACAGUCAAACUGCUACUUCAAUGUCCUAAAUUGAGACACAUGCCUAUCAUAUCCAUGUAUCAAAAUUUUGACUGUAAAAACUGAAACAAUGAUAUCUCUUACAUGACUUUGUAGCUUCACAGGACUGUAGCAAAUGUAUUCAUUUGGGGUAUUGUACUAAACACAAUUUAGCAUACAUCAGGUUUACAAAAUACACAUUUAAAAAAAAUGCUAUAUGUGUAACUGUAAACAAACAAACAAACAUGAAUUUUACUACAAUAUUUAAUAGGGAUUGGCAGUUAAAUUUUGUUUUCUAUCAUUGCUAUAAAAUUUACAAGACAAGCAUGCCAAAUUUUUAAAAUUGAAAAUUAUAUUUGGCUCCUUGUAUUUUGUGACCUGUAUUAAAAAAAAUUAAAAAAAAUAAAAAAUAAAUGAAUUCCUUGACAAAUGGUGUACUCUGUAAAUCAGCUAGUUUUAUUAAGCUGCACUAAUGAUGUACACAUUAUUAUUAUUAAAGGACCACUAUAGUGCCAGGAAAACAUACUCGUUUUCCUGGCACUAUAGUGACCUGAUGGUUCCCCCACCCUCAGGGUCCCACUCCCGCCAGGCUGGAUGGAGAGGAAAGGGUUAAAUCUUACCUUUUUUCCACCGCCGGGCGGGGAGCUCUCCUCCUCCUCUCCUCCUCUUCGGCUGAAUGCGCAUGUGUGGCAGGAUCUGCGCGCGCAUUCAGCCAGUCUCAUAGGAAAGCAUUCAUAAUGCUUUCCUAUGGACGCUUGCGUCUUCUCACUGUGAUUUUCACAGUGAAAAGCACGCAAACGCCUCUAGCGGCUGUCAAUGAGACAGCCACUAGAGGCUUUCAGAGGCUGGAUUAACCCUAUUAUAAACAUAGCAGGGUUAAUCCUAGAGGGACCUGGCACCCAGACCACUUCAUUAAGCUGAAGUGGUCUGGGUACCUAGAGUGGUCCUUUAACACUGUGAAUAAAUGUGUUUUUAUUUUUUUAUUUUUUUGCAUUUUUGUGCUUACUUAAAGGAAUGCUCCUAGCACCAUAACCACUAUUAGCGCACAUCAGUUGUUAUGGUAUUUAAAGUAUUCCUUUAGCAACAUCUGCUGGUCAACUAUUAAAGAAAUUUGCCAAAUCCAGAUAACAUGUCCAUUACAUUGUGCCAUACCUCUCUGUAUACCAUCUCACAUUUUUAUGACAGAAGUUAAUUUAGAUUUGUUUAAUAAAAUAUAGAAUUUGAUGUAGCAUAAAAAACAGGGCUUUGACUAAUACAUAGUAAAAUGAUCUGUGCCAUUUGAUGGGUCAGUAAAGUACUAGUUGUUUUUUUUUUAAACCUAAAUAUUUUUUUAAUAAUAUUUACUGUUUACAUACUUUUUUUUUUUUAAGCUCUUCUGUGUUUUCCGGUAGGAGGGAGGUUUGAAGUUGUGCAAUUUUCACCCUACUGGUGUUUUACUUGGAAGUUGUUAUCUUAUUGACAACCACAUUUCUCAAUAUUACUGGAAUUUGAUUCAAGUGUUUUCCUUGGUUUCGUUAAUUUUUAAACAGAGUUGACAAAAUGUUUUGUUAUGCAAUUAUAAAGCACUUAUGCUUCAAUAAAGGUGUUUCUCUACUUCAAAUAUAUAUGUACUUACACAUGACUUUAAACAAGUCUAAAAUGUGUUUGGGGUAACCACAUGACUCUGAGCAAAGUGCACCCUGCUUUCCCCCUCCCAAUAUGUAAAGGGACCACUAAAACAAUGAGUGGGAUGUGCUAACAUGUUAGACAGCCACAAAACUUUGUGUCAUGCAAUUAAGUCCUAUUUUUGCAUUAAUUAUUAAAAUCCGUGUUAUAUUGACAAAUACUAAGCCAUAAUUAGGUGAUAAAAUAUUUGAAUCUCUCUAUUGAAAUUAAUACCGGGAUUACUAACACUUCGCAUCAAAACAUUUGAAAAACAUGGAUUUCUUAGAUAUAGAUUUUAUUAAAGGGAAACAAUAGUGCCAGGAAAAUGACGUUGUCAGCCAGAAGGGGAGACCUAAUGCACAUGCAGGCCAAAAGUCGUCCAACACCCUGGAAGUCCUUCUAGUGGCUAUCUGCUAGACAGAGGUGGAGUUAACCCACCACGCUAAUUUAUUGCAGUUUCUUAAAAACUGACAUAAUUAGCUUUGGAAGGUUAAGGGACCUGGGACAGUGCACCCCAGACCACACCAACUAGCCUAAGUGAGCUGUGAGCCUAUAGUGUCCCUUUAAGAUUAUGCUGCAUUGGUUUUAAAAAGACACACAAUCCUGCAAGUGAAUAUUUUAAUCAAGUCAUAGGGGGAAAGAAAGUAAUAACAAGCAUUCUGGAAGUGGCUGAUUUCAACACUAAUGCCCAAUGCAAGGUGAUUUGUGAUAGCGGACCAAUGGAAGUCCAGAGCCUCCUGGAUAUGGUUGGCAAAUUCCUUGUCAUGGUUAUAUCCAUUUAUGCCCUUACUAGGAAAGUGCAACUUAUAUGAAUGAAUCAGUUGAUUAAAAUAUUAGUUAUAUUAGCAGUCAUAGAUGCCAGUACAGGCAUUGUGAAAAUGAUGGCUUUCAAUAAAUGGUGCAUGUUUAUGUUAGGAGAAAAUGCUAACACUUCUACUUCUAACACAGGUAACUGUGAAGUACAUCCAAAGGAACGGAGCAGUGAUCCCCGUACGUGUGCACACCAUUGUUAUAUCUGUGCAGCAUGAUGAGACCAUCUCUCUGCCCGACAUGCGGGAGGCAUUAAAGGAUAAAGUCAUAAAGGCUGUAGUGCCAUCCAAAUAUUUGGAUGAGAAAACCAUUUACCACUUGCAACCCAGUGGCCGAUUUGUUAUUGGAGGACCACAGGUAUAUUCUAUUUCUAUCACUACAUUUUUUUAAUUUUAUUUCUAUUUGUUGCAAAUAACUGUUUGCAGUGCUGUUAGUAUAAGAAACAUUGGCAUUGCUGAGAGUGGGCAUUGUUUUACUCACCUUUAAAGGGACACUCUAAGCACCAGAACCACUACAGUUUAAUAUAGUAAUUAUGGUGAAUAUCCUUGCAAUCUGUUGUGUUUUGUUCUUCCAGUCCUGCAAUGUUUGUGGAACUGAUGUUCAGCAUCCUCAUGCCCAAUGUGCAGAAGCUUGAACACUCACCAUAGAUAUGCAUUAGUAUAGUGCAUUUGUAUAAGAAAAUGUGGAGAUUGCUGGGCAUGCAGAGUAGGUUCCUAAUGCUUUGGAAAAGCAUUGGAUUGGCUGAUGAGAUCAGUAUUACUGAUAAUCUCAGCUAUGAGCACCGAGGCGUUCGCUGUGAGGGAUAAAAGUUUAUUUUCUAUAUUUCAGUUGUAAAUUUGGGCCCCUAAAUCUAAGACAUUAACAUACAUGUUAGCAUUUCUAACAGUAGAGUUUCUCUUUAGAUAUGAAUCUAGUAUUCUCCCCUCUGCCAAAAUGUUACUGUUUGCCACUUGAUAGCUACUGAGAUUUGUGAACACAACCUUCUUUCUGCAUGGGCCUCUUUUAAUGCAGUUCUGGCAGGAGAUGGUUUCUGCUCAGGCAGUUGUUCAACAUUAUCGUAGAGAAGUUCACAACGCACAGAAAAAGCUUUACCAGCGGCCCGUGCAUUUCCAAACCUUGACUUUUGGUAAACAAUAAUUGGAUCACCAAAUCAAGACAUAUUGUAAUGAGGGAGAGUGGACACUGGGAUGGCAUAGGGAAGGGAAAAGAAUAUAACAUUGUGGGCAUGGAAGAGAAACAACUUUAAGACAACAAUAUUUUCUGCAGUAAAAUAAGUAAAAACUAAUCCAAAAAUUAGUAGCCUUAUUGGUUGUAUAUCCAGUAUGUUAAAAGUUCAGUGGUUACUAAUGGUGAUUUUUAUGUUUGCUUUGAAUACACAUAUUUAACCCCUUAAGGACACAUGACAUGUGUGACAUGUCAUGAUUCCCUUUUAUUCCAGAAGUUUGGUCCUUAAGGGGUUAAAGGAAUACUCCAAGCACAACAACCACUACAUAAUGUUGUAGUGGUUAUGGUGCAAGGAGUACAUGCUUUUGAAAGGAUUCUAAGCAUCAGAAUUGUUUCAUCAUGAUGAAGGGGAUCAAUAUUUAUUCGCUACGGAUGAAACAUCAGAAAUAUAGAAACGCCAAGAUUUAAUUCUAUGACAAACUAGUUAGCUGUAUUGAAAAGGACACUCAACAGCAAAACACUUUCAACUUAUUGAAGUUCAUUUUGGUCCUGUUCCAUUUUGUCUGGCAAUGUUUACAUUUGCCUAAACUACUAGAUAAGUUCAAGACUGACAUCCUUAUCCUCAUUGAAGACCUUUGAGUUUCGAAAGGUCUUCACCUUCGUCGUCAUCACACACAAAAUGAUUCAAUCGGAUUCGGUGCUAAUCUAUGAGAAGCGUCAGAUUGGUGAAGUCCAGCAAUUAUGUUCCCAAAGCGCUAUGAGAAGCAAUGGAUUUUGUUAAGUCAUCAUAACUGAUGACUUUACCAGAGGAGAAGCAACGCAGAGAAGAGAUUGGCCCAGCGCUGGAUUACAGGUAAGUUUUAUGAUGUUAUUUAUUCACCUUUUUGCAUGACAUGAGGAGCUCAGUCAUGUAAGCAACAAAAGGAACACUAGAACGUAAAAAAGAAAUAUAUUUAUUUUUAAUAUUAGAGUGUGCUAUUAAAGUUUUAUUGAGUUAUAUAGCAUUUAAAGAAAAUUUUUUAUUUGAGUUUAAAGAUCACUUUUCUCUAUGUAUGACAGGGUGAUGCUGGUGUCACUGGGCGAAAAAUUAUUGUGGACACUUAUGGUGGAUGGGGUGCCCAUGGGGGAGGUGCAUUUUCAGGAAAAGACUACACUAAGGUUGAUCGAUCAGCUGCUUAUGCAGCACGUUGGGUUGCAAAAUCAUUAGUGCACGCCAAGCUUUGUCAUCGUGUCCUAGUUCAGGUAAGUUGUGGUUUUAGAUCAUCACUUUAAUCAUAUUAAUCCUCUUUAACACAUUAAAAAUAUUUAAAAUUUAAAGGUAUUUUCCCCUCCAAGUAUGUAAAUAGUCUCCCAUAACCACUACAGCUCGCUUUUGAUUUCUUGCCUGGUGUACUUUAGCCGAUGGUCCUAGCCUCCACUACUAAUGCAGGAAUGCAGGAAAGUCACUAAACAGGAAAUUCGUUUAGCUCUGCUGAGCUAAGCCUGGUGAGCUGUAGUGGUUAUAGUGCUUGCAAUGUUCCUAUUGUUCCAUAAAUAGUUCUGCUACCAGAAGAAACUCACCUUUCAAUUAAAGGGACACUAUAGGAUCAGGAACACAAACCUAUAUUCCUGACCCUAUAGUACAAAACCCUCUAUUUAGGUAGCUUGCCCCCUACCCCACCUUACUAACUUUAAAAAACAUGAAAAACUCACCUUAUUUCCAGCGCCGUGCGGGUCUGCCGUCACUGGUCCCAUCCCCUUGGUGACAUCAUUAGAAUUGCCAAUUUUUAUCCAAUCCAAUGCUUUCCCAUGGCUAAAAUCGGCAAAUCAGCAUCUCGUCAUAGAGAUGCAUUGAAUCAAUGCAUUCUAUGAGGAAAAUUCAGCGUCCCCAUGCAGAGCUUGGGGACGCUGAACAGCAGAGCUGCCUACUGUGCAGCACUGAGCCAGGAAGCUCCUCCAGUGGCCAUCUGAGGAGUGACCACUUGGAUGUGUCCCUAGGGGAACUGUAAACACUGCCUUAUACUCACCAGAACAAAUACAUUAAGCUGUAGUUGUUCUGGUGACUAUACUGUCCCUUUAAAUCAUUAUAGAAUAGAGAACGAUCAACUGAAAUAAAACUCAUAGAUGUUAAUAAACCAAAGAACUAUUGUGAGAAAUAAAGUAAAAAUAUAUGUAAAGGUGAGAUCUGAGGGGGUAGUUCCUGUAACUACUUUUUAAAACCUUUCAGAUGCUGUUUCAAUGUUAACAAGGCAGGUACUACAUUGCAACUUAUUGCAAGGGAGCAAGCAUGGUGAAUUAUGAGGAAUCAAUCAGUGGAUUUCACAUUCUAUGCCAAAAUAGCAAGUUAAAAACAGAGCUGACUUAAAAUUCACUGGUUUAUUACUGACAAUUAAUGGAUUUGUAAAUAAUCUUGAUAGCUUUAAACAGUACUGCUAAAUAACUUUAAUAUUUUUGUUUGGUCACUAAACAGAGAUUUGUAGUGUAUUGAAAAGUAAAUUCCAAAAUUUUGGCUAAAUAGCUAAGCUAAACGGAGUUGGGUACUUUUUCCAAAACAACUAUUUUGGCUUAAAGUAACACUUAAGUUGUUUUUGAGAUGGUAGGCAUCCUAUCAAUGGAUGCCCAAUGAGAAAAAUAGCACAUACAAUUUUUCUCAGUAAACGCCAACUAACACACUAUAAUUUUGCUUUCAAAUAAUAUUGCAGCUUUCUGCAGUGUAACCCCACCCCUUUGGCCACACCUCCUUUUUUCACAAAAAACAUUUCUUAUUAGAUGUACUCUGGGCAUGUUCUCAACUCAGACAAUAAGAGUUCAGUGUGACCUGAGUUGCUGACUUGAGACCUACUCACAGCCAGUCUCUCCUCUUUGUGACUGCCUGUUGUUGAGUGGGGGUAGUCAAGCAUUAAACAUGAGGCCAUACCUUUUGCCUCACUCACUCCCUCAAGUGGGAUUGAUAAAGUGGAAUUGUUAACCAUUCUAUGCUUCUCGAUUCAAAGCAUUGCUAAUAGAUUGUGAUGACAGAUGUGCUUGCAGAAUGUGUUCUUCUAUGAGAUACAAUGGACUGACCGGGAGAUCAACUGUAGUUAUCAUCGCUAGUCAUGAUCUCCUACUGGGCAGAAUGGGGCUGCAGCAAAUCUUGUGGGGAGUCCUACAUCUAUAAUAACAAUGGAACAUGUGUUCCUGCCCAGAGUUUUCCCUUAAACAUAUUUUCUGAACAUAACUACAUUUUUAUGUCACAGUUAUUAAGCAAAAAUCCAGAAAUUUUACUUUAGAAUGAUUUGUAAGCUAUGUCUUAUAAGUGCUCGGGCUAGAUAGUGUACCAAAAAAAUUACAUGACGAAUGUUAACUGUAUAAAAAUUGUAAUAUGAAAUCCAUAAAGGUAUAUCUGACUUGUUUUGCAAGGUAUCUUAUGCUAUCGGAGUGGCAGCUCCAUUGUCUGUUUCCCUUUUUACGUAUGGAACCUCUGAUAAAACUGAAAAGGAAUUACUAGAUAUUGUGAAUCACAAUUUUGAUCUACGACCUGGAGUCAUUGUGAGGUAAGAAAAACAAACAUUUUGAUAAGUAAUUAGGGAGACUCCACAGUACAAUGAAUGGGAUAGCUUUUACUUUUUUAAAGGUAUAGCUCCAGUUGCUAUAGUAGUCUGCAGAGAUGAUAUACAGGUACAAUUAUAAACACUUACUGAAAAAAUUGAAAAUGGAUGUAACAAAACAACUUUAGCGUAACAAAGCAGUUUGCUGUAUAAAUCAUGCUCCUGUUAUUUAGGAGUUGAUUCAUUUUGCUUUUGCCACCUUAGCCACAGCUUUCUUGUCUGAUAAUCAUACAGCCUUCAUGAAUUACUUUUACAGCACAGUGUGUUUACUUUAUAAAUUUGUAUCUCCUGCUUUGUUCAUGGAACUAUAAAGGGACACUAUAGUCACCCAGACCACUUCAGUUCAAUGAAGUGGUCUGGGUGACAAGUCCCACAGGUUUUAACCCUUCAGAUGUAAACAUAGCAGUUUCAAAGAAACUGCUAUGUUUACAUUGCAGGGUAAUCCAACCUCUAGUGGCUGUCUUCCUGACAGCCGCUGGAGGCGCUUCUGUGAUGCUGGAUGUAGAAUUUGCAUCCAACAUGCAGAACGUCCAUUGGAAAGCAUUGAGAAAUGCUUUCCUGUGGACUGUUUAAAUGGGUGCGCGGCUCUUGCCGCGCAUGCGUAUUCUGAUCCACACAGGAGUUGGCGUAGGAAGAGAAGUCACCAGUACCGAGGAAGCCCGGCGCUGGAUUAAGGUAAGUAACUGAAGAUGUUUUAAUACCUUCAGCGCCAAGGGAGGGGGGCCAGAGGGUGGGGGGGUCCAAAGGAUGCUAUAUUGUCAGGAAAUGAGUUUGUUUUCCUGACACCAUAGUGAUCCUUUAAUCUUACACAAGAGGCUUCUGUAGGCUGUAGUAGUCAAUUAACAGGGCCAGAGAUAAGACAUUUUAACUUAAAAACAUAGUGCAAUAAAGGAAGCUAAACAAGUUUAGCACUUUCUCAGGAAGUUUGUAGGGAGACUAUGACAGCCCAUGUCAGGGGUGGUGUGGGUAGAGCUGAAUAAACAAAGUGAUUUAACUCUUAUAUAGUUAAGAAUUGGGUAAUGAGACUGCAGGGACAUGAUCUAUAUAACAACAGGCACUUUAUUAUGCUAAGGUGGAUUUUGUGCUUAGAGUGUACCUUUAAAACAAAUUAAGGUCUACUCAGUAGCUUCAACUAAAGGUUUACUGUAGCUGCAGAGAGGUGACCAAGAUCCAUUAUAUGCAUAUUUAUAUUGACUCCAAAGACUUGGCAAGGAACCAGGAGACAACUUCCAAACAAUUUUGGCCACAUUGCCAUUACACUAAUCUCUAUUGGUUGCAUGGUUUGGGGUUUUUGGACACCAGAAUUAGUUCAUAGGACAGUGUUUAUUAAUUUGACUACUCUCAUGCAUUUAAAGGGAUACUAUAGGCAUUCAAACAACUUACGCUUAAUGAAGCAGUUUUGGUGUACAUAUCAUGCUGCAUGCAGUCUCAAUGCUCAAUUCUCUACCAUUUAGGAGUUAAAUCACUGUUGUUUCUGUCCAUGCAGCCCUAGCCACACUUCCCCUGGCUGUGACUGACACAGCGUGCAUGAAAAAAAAAUGGUUUCACUUCCAGCUAGAUGUUAACUUGCUUUAGAAGUUUUUAUCUCCUUAUCUGUAAAUUGAACUUUAAUCACACACACAGGAGACUUUUGCUGGUUUUAGCAGACUAUUAACAAAGCAGGAGGUAAGACAUACUAAACUAAACAGAAUGUGCAAUAAAGGAAGUGUAAGCUUUAAAUCUUACUUUUCAGGAAUUGUUUGGGAAGGCUGUGCAAUUUACAUUUAAGGAGGUGGGACUAGAGCUGCAUAAACAAAGUUCUGCAUUUCGGGGUAAAGAAUGCACAAGCAGCUUACACCAUACAUGGUAGUGAAUUAGGGAUAACAACACACAAGAAGUGUUUGGGAAUUGUUAUAGACAACAAACUAGGCAACAACUUGCAAUGUCAAUCGACAGUUGCUAAGACCAGUAAGGUAUGGUCAUGUAUAAAUAUAAUUUUGCCUCUUUAUAAAUCACUGGUAAGACCAUACCUUGAAUAUGCUGUGCAAUUUUGGGCACCUGUUCUAAAGAAGGAUAUUAUGGCACAAGAACACGUGCAGAGACUGGCCACAAAAUUAAUAAACGGAAUGGAACAUUUUAGUUAUAAAGAAAGGUUAACAAUUUAAAUCUGUUUAGUUUAGAAAAACAGCACCUCAGAGGGAAUAUAAUAGCUUUAUAAUAAUAUAUUUGGGGCCAAUACAAACCAUUGUCUGGACAUUUAUUCAUAAACAUCACUGUGUAUAGGACAUUAGAUCGCACAUUUAGACUGGAAGAAAGGAGAUUUAGUCUUAGGCAAAGUAAAAAGUUUUUACAGUAAGAACAAGAAGGAUGUGGAAUUCUCUGCCUACGAGGUGGUUUUAUCAGAAUCUAUACAGAUGUUUAAACAGCAAAUAAAUACGUGUGAAAAAAUAAUAUUCAUGGAUAUCAUUUUUAAUUAGUGGGUAAAAGCUUCUUGAUCCAAGGAGAGAUCUGACUGCCAUUUUGGGAUGAAGAAGGAACUAUUUCUUAGUUUGUUGCAAAAUUGGAAGUGCUUCUGUUUUUUUUUUUUUUUUCCUUCUUUUGGAUCAACAACAAAGUAGAUGUGAGAAGGCUGAACUUAAGGGACACAUUUCUUUUUUCACCUAUGUAGCUAUGAUUUAACUCCUAAAUGGCAGAGAAUUAGGCAGUGAGAUUUCAGGGACAUGAUCUACACAGCCAAAAUGUUUCAUUAAGCUAAAAUUGUUUUUGUGCCUAUAGUAUCCCUUUAACUAUUACUAAAUAAUCUCCAAAUUGUAAAAACAGAUUUUUAAAAAGCUUGUCCAACCAUAAUCUAAAUUACUUAAUUACUUUCGUCUCUCUUUCUCUGAGACUCUCCUAGCCAUCACAACCAUCACUUUAUUCCCUUUUCCAUAAUGGACCAUCCUUUAUUUGUCCCUUCUCCACAGUGCAUUCCCUGCUUUAUUUGGUUUCCAUUCUUCACAGUGUCCCCACCCUCUUUCCUGCAAUAUAUUCCCGUUCGUAUUUGGUUGCUGCAGUUUCUCCAAAAUUCUCUAUGCAUUUGCUUUCUAAACAGUGUCCUUUAACAUAAACGUAGGCCCACAUAAAUGUACAGUAGGGUUGAACAGUAGUAGAGCUUUGUAACAACUACCCAGGAGCUGAUGCUCCAGUAAUUAUUUCUCCAAGAACACACAGACUUUAAUGGAAAGUCCUGCUUUUAUUAUUUGGCUUCCAAAUGAAAUAUUGGUAUUCAUAUUAUCGUAAUGAAAACAUAAUCCCACCAAUAUGUACAAAUCACUUGCCUAAAGUUAAGAAAACUGUUUCUUGUCUUACAAUCUUACUUCUUUUUUAUAUCAAUAUAGGGACCUUGACUUGAAAAGACCAAUCUACCAAAACACUGCAUGCUAUGGCCACUUUGGAAGGGAUGAAUUCUCUUGGGAAUUUCCAAAGGAGCUGAUUUUUUAACAGUGGCAACAUUGUCACAAGGGCAUUGGUUACAAGAAAUAUUUUCACUCAGAAAUUCCUCAGUGAGUGGGAUCAUGAAGGGACUAUCAAAAGUGUGGUGGUUAGUAGCUCACAACAUCGAAACGGAAAUCUAUUGAACCAGAGUUAUAAAUGUAUAUCCAUGUCUUAAUAUAUAGACUUCUGUGCUGGGAAAUUGACAUAUGUUUUAAUUGGUGCUGAUUUGAGAAGAGCAAUAUCACAGAUGUUGCAACAGGACACAAAAUACACUAAAGGAAAUAUAUUUUAAUUUCCUUUAGAAUACAUUAUUGUUAAAGAUACAUUUUAAACACCAUAACUACUAUAGCUCAUUUUUGUAGAUUUGGUGCAAAUAGUUGUUUAAUGCCAUCUUCCUGCUUAAUGCAAAACCAUUUCCAAAUACUAUAACAAAAAAAAAAUGGACUCUCCAAGUAAGUCCAGAUCCCCUUCUGCAGCUCUGAAUUUCAGCAUUUCGGAACUACUUGCCCAAAUUUGGAUGUCAAUGAUAGUCUGAUAAUCACCCUUAACACUCUGAGCCUUGUAGUGCUGUUCACAGUUGGAUAUGUUGACUACAACAACAUUUCAAGCGAUUCUGAUAAAAUGUUUAUUGAGUAUUUAAUACAGAGAGAAAAAACACCCUUGAUCAGAGCGGAGGUUUGUAAAUUAUGGUAAGGGGCAGUCCAUUGCAGACAAUUGUACAACAUAAACCACAAGCAUCGCCCAGGAAGGCUGGACCUUGUCAUAUCUCAUGAUUUUUAAAACACCUCAUGAAUCAACUAAUCAUCUAAACAUUUGCUGUUAUUUUUCCCCAUAUUUGCACGCAUCAGCAAUAUAAAAUGAAUUCUAGACAAUUAUAUUUUCUGGACCACGCGUUGUCAUCCAUUGAGGACUAAUCUUUCGUAUACUAUAAUUGAGUUACUUCAUAUAAAAAUAAAUAAAGACAUACACACACGUUUUGACCACAUGCCCAUUGCACCCAUCCUUCUUCUAUCAACCCCUGUCGGUUCCUCUUUUCAGUUAAACACAUUCUUGGGACAAUCAUAAAGAAAAGAAGAAUAUAGUAAAUGUCCAGUAUGAUGAUUUUCGGAAACAAAAAUAGAAUCACUAAGGCAAAAUGGAAGAACUUAGGCUGCAGAAAUCAUGCAAGUGUAGAACAGAUGGUUAAUGAUAGAAUACCUUUUUGCUGAAAUCUGUUUAUGCAGCAUUUCAUUAUGAAAUGCUGCACAUACAGAGUUUAACCCCUUUGCUACCAGAAAACCACUGUUUCUGGUUCGUCAUCAGCCAGCCCAGACAAAGAGUUCUGGGCUAGCUAAUGUAAAUUCUGCGCAUAUUUCUAUGCACAGAAUGCCAUUCAGUGGCUGAGACUGGUCAGCUGAUGCUCUUAGUUAAUGAAUGAGCAUCAGGAUUAGCAUCCAGUUUCUGCAGCUCUGCAUAAGUAGAUGUCAUAAUUCUUCUGAAAAGGAGACCAAGCGAGGAUCCAGAUAGGAGGGCAAACCGUUGUUGGCAAACUGUUUGCCCAAUUCUGGAGAAUGGCGCCAUGGUACUCCUGGCAUCAUAACACCACUGUAGCGGUUAUGAUGGUCGGAGUAACACUUAACAUGCUUUGGUGCAUUCGGGAAAUAGGCAUUUGGGAAAUAGGAAACAAAGACUCUUUGCAUCAUAUUAACAAAAACAAAUUGUGAUCAUGAGUGCACAGACUGCUUCUUUAAUUUGGAAACUUUGUAGUGGAAAAACACUACAUAGCUACACUUAAUAUUACUUUAUGCUAGAUUGUAUUAUAAAGAUUUCUGCAUACUACAAGGUCCAAUAUCCUUACACAACGCACAGUUUCCGGAAUUAUUUUGUUGGGUUUUUUAGGUUAUUUUUUUUGCAGAUUUCUCAUCUGCAGUCAAUCUGUGAAAUAGUUUGGUAGAUAAUUUCUAAUAUCCUUGUAUGUUAACCAAAUAAUUUCUAAUAUCCUUGUAUGUUAACCAAUGAAAUGCAUAUAUUAUAUAGAGUAUUGUUUAAUUUAAAGAGCAAAUCAUAUAUAACUGGAACAAGGAGCAACUCUGCUUACUAAUACAUGUGUGUAUUAAGUGUUCUAUAGCACAUUUGUCAUGCUUUAAAGUAAAUAGGAACAAAUUGCAACACUAGCACAUGAACAUAGGACAAAACAUGUUGUUCGUGAAUAUCUAGAAGCAUUAGGGCAACUGGCAGUUUUUCCAUGUCAUUUUUUUAUCCUUUACUAUAUUACUGGGAAAGAAAAACAUGUAAGAAGUGAUAUGAUGACAUCAAAUACUGAGAUAUUUAAAGGAACACUCUAGGCAAAAAAACAACUUUAUCAAAAUGAAUGAAAAUUGCUUUAGAGGUCCUUUAGAGGUAAACCAUCCAGGAGCAGUUUCACACCAAAGUCUUUUCAGUGCUUAAAAGCUUGAAAAUGAAAGCCUCGGAUUGCUGCGAGCAUGGUGCCGCUGACUGGCUUCGAGCUGCCAACUGCUACACUUUUAAUAAUGAUUUAUGUAUGGGUAUGUGUAAAUAAAAGUGCUUAGAUCAUAUAUAUAUACUUUUAUUUACUUUUUAAACUUUUAUUUAAGUUUUACAAACUUUGUAAAACUUUUCUGCAGGCAUUAGGGGACUGCAGGCACCCGCACAAGCCAGCUAUUUUGGCCAUGUGAUCACGAGGACCCCUCGAUCACAUGGCACAGGAGGGCUGGAUUGGGCAGACCCCAGGAUCCUGAUCGCCAGCGGGGGAUUGCCAGCGAUCAGGUAAGUGGCGAUUUACUAUCGGACAUACCAGGUACAUCCAAGGUUAUUAACAACCAUUUUAUGUCGGGCGUACCUGGUAUGUCUGAGGUCGGGAAGGGGUUAAAAGAACACUAUAACGUUAAGGAAGACAAAUGUUUUGGAUGAUGCAAUAGUGGCCUUGUUGCCAUUUAGGUCCCCAGCCUCCAACUGCAUGGUAUAAAAAAAAGUACUUACCUAUGCUCCCUUGCAGUACUACUCUCUGCAGUGGUCUUCAUCAUUUUUGGCUGAGGUCAUCCAAACCAAUUGUUUCCGAUAGAAAAACAUCAGGAGGCUAGUGCGCAUGUGCGGUAAAAUGAAGUGCUGGGCCAAUCAGAUUUUUUUUAGACUAUCUGAUAGAAAUAGCUUAGUUUCACUCGGCUACUUCUGUGGAAGCGCCUCUAGUACCAGCAAUGGCCACUAUGGUAGACUGGAAGUGAUCAGCUGACCUCAGAAAUAUAUAUAUAUAUAUAUAUAUAUAUAUAUAUAUAUAUUUUUUUUUUUUUAAACAUUAUUUUGCAGCUGUUCAGAGCAAAUAGUGCAUACUUCCCUAAAUCUUUACAUUUAUAGUAAUACAAACCCAGUUUCUCUUUGCUAUUUGUUUUAAUGUGUGUAAACAAUAUUCUAAUGCAGAAAUACACCGCCCCAAAAAAACAUUACUUUCAAACACUGAUUCCACAUAAUUCAAGACUCCAAGCUUUUAGAAGAUGGUAAUAUUGAUGAUCUUAAAGGAACACAUGGGGCACCAUAACCACUUCAUCUCACAGUGGUUAUGGUGCCUGGAGUCCCUUGGAGCCAUCAGAUAUUCAAGUGUUAAACCAUUUUCAAACAGUUUAAUACAAAAAGUAGUGUCUGCAGGUGCCAGUCUGCUGUCUAUCCUCCUGUAUGGGCUAAUUAUGGAAGCAUUCUCUCGAUCUCGAUAGGCAUUGAGAUGAAGUUGUUAUGGUGUCCAGAGUGUUCCUUUAAUAUUUAGCAUAAAGGGUAAAUGCAAAUUACCAAAGAAACUAUUUUAACCAGGCUCCUUUUUCUGGACCAAUAUCAGUUUCUAACCAUGAACAUUUUCUUUGAUGUUACUGUAAAUCUAAUCCAUAUUUUGGAAGCCAUUUGUAAAGAAUCACAGUUGCAGAGAUCAAAAUGUUUUCCACUAUAAUAAAAACAUUCAGACAGAUGUUAUUUACUAGAGAAUGUGCUGUUUUUGAUAUUAGUGGUAUAGCUUAUUUGAUGUUAUUAAAGCAAUUAUUUUAUUGAUUUAUCUAUGUUUAAUGUUUACAGAAAUGCUGAACACUUCAUUUUGUUUACCAGUAUUUUCUAACUCACAUGUGCUUUUAAAUGGGACAUAGAAUGUGGCAAUGAUACAUCAUGUGAACUUUUAUUGAGAUGCAUCAAUCAUAAUAAACAUAUUCUUUGUUUUCACCCUGCUUGUUGAUUU
Messenger RNA from Pelobates cultripes (western spadefoot toad), 65502 nucleotides. Lineage: Eukaryota; Metazoa; Chordata; Amphibia; Anura; Pelobatidae. The record is from the annotation of a GenBank genome assembly.